Molecule: messenger RNA, 68798 nt
Organism: Lymnaea stagnalis (great pond snail)
Lineage: Eukaryota; Metazoa; Mollusca; Gastropoda; Lymnaeidae
Source: the annotation of a GenBank genome assembly
CUUGUAACCACUUUUGCGACGAACUCGCACUGAACCACGCAUAUUUUUUUAGCCUACGUGAAAUUUCAGAUUGAAUAAAUAGAUGCUUUUAUCUAAAUUUGAUUGUUGAUGUUUAAUUUUUUCUGUCUCAACAGUUUGAAUCUCGGUUGGAGAUACACAACGCCUUCAAUUGAAAGGAGGUAGGAUUGUAAAACAAGCCUACAAAACUAGCCUUUACACCGCUAGCUUUUUUUUCCAUUCAAGGGAAAUAAAUACAGCAACACCAUGCAAGCAACAGAAGAUCCCGAUUGGGAAGAAGAGGAAGAGAUGACUACGACAGAGCGAGAGCUCGCAGACGACGCACAAUGGAAGUUAAUUCAAAAGAAUACAUUUUCAAGGUGGGCUAAUGAGCACCUGAAGACCGUCAAUAAGCAGUUGGCAGAUUUAGAAGCAGAUUUUUCUGAUGGAUUGCGACUUGUUUCUCUUGUUGAGGUGCUGUCAGGAAAGAAAUUUAAGCAUGUCAACAAACGACCCAACUUCCGAACCCAGAAGCUUGAGAACGUUACCAUGGUUCUUAAGUUUUUGGAAGAGGAUGAAGGAAUUCGAAUUGUCAACAUUGGUAAGCUAAUGGAUUCUUUUCAAUCUAUUUAAAAAAAAUUAAUUAAAGGCCUAUAGAUUAUAAAAUAACAAUUAAUUUAUUUUACACUACACUCUACACAUAAGUCAACUCAAAGUCAGUUAAGUAAAUACUCGGGUCGGGUAAAUACACUAAAUCAGUAGCCUACUAAUUAGUCCAAUUAACUAAGUUAAAUCAGUGAGAUGAGUGAGUAUCAAUGAAUUAAAAUCAAUGUAAAUAUUGAAUAUUCAGUAGGCUGGGCCUAAGUUACUAAGUAACAAGUAGGCUAAUUAGUAACUAAGUCUAAUUACAUAUAUUAUAAUAUAAUAAUAAAUUUAAUAAAUAGUAAUAGAUAAUUUAGAAUCAGAAUAGAGUUGAUCUUAACUUACUGCAAAUUAAUAAUGCACAAUAAUAUUUAAAAUUACUCUCACUUAAUUUAGUUAAUGUUUUUCAUAUGAUUUACUGUAACCUAAAUGCAUGUUUCACAUGAUGUGAGCUAAGACCAAGUGUUAUUAUAAUUAUUUUGACACCUGCCUUGCAUGGCUGGGAAGGUAAUAAAUCAAGUUUACCGCAGCUUUAUUAUAAUGAAGCACAAAAUGCUAAAUAUUUAUCAUAGUAUAAGUAUAGUCAUAGAUUAAUUUUUGUUCUAGUUCUAUUUAAGAGCAAAUAUUGUGAAUGCAAAAAUAAAUUUUGAUAAGUUUUAAUUAAAAUCCAUAAAUAAAGUGACUAAAAUUAAUAAUGUAAAAAUUCAAUUACUAUUGUGUCACAAACUGCACCCCACAACCCUCCCGCCCCUUUUUAAAAGAAAUUUGCUUAAGAAUAUCACUAGAAUAAGUUGAAAAAUAAAAUUGUGGAAAUUAGGCCUAUUUGUCUUAUAAGUAUGAAAUAAUUUAUUUUUGUUUACAUUUUUUUUUCUUUGAAAGCUACUAAUUGAACACUUCCUUAAUGAGUCACUGGUACUUCAGUCAUUUUGUGGUUAUCUAAAUUAUAAGUAUCAGCUCUAGUCUCCUAUUGUUCUUUUUGGGGAGGUGGGAGCUCUCAGCAUUGUUUAUAGCAUGGAAUGAGCUGAUCUUCACUGCUAUCAUGAAAAUAUGAUUAUUUAUACAAAAGUAAUCUUAACCUUUUGUAUCUUAAAAGUCAUUGAUUAACUUGCCAAUAUUGUCGAUGGCGGUGAGGACAAUUUUUAUGUAUUUAUUAAGUUUAACUAAUUAGUUCAGAGGAGUAUUGAUCGGUACAGAGGAGCAUAGACAAACAUAGAAAAGAAAUGUUUAAACAAUUAAAAUAGUAUAAUACUUUUAUAGUAAAGAAGUCUGCAAGUAUAGAUAAACAAGUACUGUGGUGUUAUGACCCUCCUCAAUUACCGCUUAAUUAUAUAAUGAGUGUAUCCUCAUGGAACAACCAGUAGAAGUUUUUCUCAUAAAAGCUUUACCGGUACUUAAAAAAUUAUAUACCCAACGAGUACUCUUGAUACCAGACACCCUGGUACAUCCGGUUUAUGAGAGCUUAUCUCUGGUGACUUUUCUUGUGACCUACUUUAAAUACCAACUUGCCUUUGGUCCACCAUUGAUUUACAAGGUGAAAUUUAGAGUGUGAUAAGUGGGUUGUAAGAUUUCAGUUUAAGGUAUAGGAUUGAAGUGGGGAGGGCACUGUUCAGCUCCCUAAUAUCUCUUGUCAGUUAGAUAUGGUAUGCUCUGAAGUAGUUUAGAUAUAUAAAUGUUCCUAGCCACGCCUGGAAAUAAUAUUUUAGAGUAGUAAUUUUAAGGCCAAUGGGGGCUUGGGGCUGACAGCUAGGACAACAAAAUCAAUAUGCAUAACAUAUAAGGAUAAUACAGGCUAUUUCGCUUUCUACCAUUGUGACCUACUGAUAAUUAAACAUGAUUAACAUGUAUUUACCAUUUAGUAUACAUUUUUGUUUACUGGCUUCAAGUGCUCAAGUUUUGUUGGCUCAGCAGUUUGUGAGUGACUAGGCCUUCCUUGCCUUGUGGUAAAAUAAUUUUUCAUAUAAUUUUGCAAACUAAAAUCAGGACAGAAGACAAUGGGAUUAACAAAAUAAAUGAUUACAUGAAUACCUUAUUAGGAAAAAGUUUGGUCUCCUUUUUUUUUCAUGAUUAAUGGAAAUGAAAAUAUUUUAGGGUUUGGCAAUUUGCAAAAACUCAUCCAGUUGGUCCUUUCUAGUAAUUGUUAUGUGGUAAAUAUAAUCCACCUUACGCCACCCAUCAGCAAACCGGAAACUCUUAUUUAUAUUUAAUAUGGUACACAGAUGGACUUUACAUUGUUUAGAUAUUUUGGUUUACAUGUCAUUGUUAAGGAAUGUUUUCUAAAAAUAAAUAAACAAAUAUGAGGGUGACAUUUUCAAACCCUAAUUAUUAUACAAUUCUCCAAAAUCAGUAAUUCUCCAAAAUCAGUAAUCGAUUCUCCAAAAUCAGUGAUCGUUACCAUGAACAGUGUCUAAGCAUGUGGGGGGGGGGGGCGUAGGGGAGGGAAAUUGUGCUAGCUAAGGUGUUCUUUUUAUGUACAUGUGGUAAACAUGGGGGGGGGGGGGCGUAGAGGAGGGAAAUUGUGCUAGCUAAGGUGUUCUUUUUAUGUACAUGUGGUAAACAUUUAAGGAUAAGUGAAGCUCAGAAGUGGCUACUAUGAAGAUUUUCUCCCCAUCAAGUCUUCAGCAGAAACAUAGCUUUUCAGUUAUGCACGCCAUGUACAUUGAACAGAUAGGGACGGACCCAAGGCCCCCCUGGUGAAUUUAUAGUCUUAGCUAUGUUGGAGUUUUCCCAUGCCUUUCCAAGUUAACUAGAGUAAUAGGUGUGUCGCUGUUUGUGUGUUUGUUUAAAUUUGUUGUCAUUUUCUACUCUUGAUCUCGCCUUUUGGAAUCUCACAAUGUGCAAACCAUAAACAGAUGGUUCAAAUAGUGGCUUCAAUUUCUAAUGGUUCAUAUCGAUCCUUUAUGUAUAAUGUGACAGGUGGUCCUCAGUAAUCAAAUAGUUGGUUGGACUUGCAGCAUGGUUAUCUUCCUUGAACAUUUUAAAACACUAUCAGCUUGUUCCUUUUCAUGAAACAGACGGGACUUAGACUUUUGCGCCACUUCCUUUGAUGUUUUUUUUUGGGGUGUGUUGUCAACCCUCACUGAAUGAUCUUUAAGCAUGUGCGUUUACAUUUUGAAGACUGAACAUGACCUCGUUCGACACCAUAUAAUUUAUUUUAGAGUUAGGCAUUUUUCAACCUUUGGGUCACUGAAAAUUGUCCUCGUUUGCUUGUUUUUUUUUUUUCUUUCUUUUUUUUUUCUUCGUCCCCCACAUUUUUACGCCCACAUUGUUGCAGGUUGGUAUAACUUCAACAUAAAAAACAUAAAACAAGGACGUAGUAAUUUGUACACUAAACUAACGUGGACACAUUAAGACAUUGACUGACACUGACACGGCUCUUUCUGCGUCCCUAUCAUGAGGCAUAAACUAGUGGAUUUUAAAUAUAUAGGAUCAAAAACAUAGUAUUUGUGAAUCGGUGGUGCAUAUGGCAUAUAUAUCAUGUGGGUGAGUAGAAUAUGGGAGCACACACAUUAUUCAAGUCUAAUAAUUUGGUUUAUCGCCCAUGUCAUCAUCUAGCAAACGAUUGUUUUCGUUCCGUGUAAUUCACAUUUAUGAUUAUAAAUGACCUUUCGCCUAAAAAAGAAUGUUCUCUAACUAUUUUGCACACAGUCCGUUUGAAGUCUUUCGGGGAGAGCCUAAUGAAAAAGCGGAACACGAGUUCAAUAGCCCUCCACAAGCCAAUGUUUGAAUAAGGCCGAUGUUGGUGGGGAAACAUGACUAAAGGUGUCCAGUCAGCGAUGUUCCUACUGAACUAACUACUUGACAAACCGGUGCCUUAUUCUGGGGUUUAUAAAUAGAGUUUUAUUUAUUUAACGUCUACUACACCAUAAAAGUCUAUCGGUUAUCAUUUCUGUAGGGCAACAAGUCCAGCUUAAAAAACCAAAACCAAACAGUUCCAUUGCUUCAUCUUGUAACACCAUCGUAUUUAAUGUUACAUCGAAUAGUAUGGGGGAGACUAUGACAUCGAAUAGUAUGGGGGAGACUGUGAUCAAGUUAUAAACAGGUAAUGAAGGAUAAUAACUAAAUUUAGCAUUUAAAAAUUUAAGGCAUACAAACACAUUACAGUGAAUAUAUAUUCUAGGAUAUGCUAUAGUAUAAUAAUCUACCACUGUCUACAACAUUUCAUACGUGAUUCUAAUAGACUUCUGAGAGAAAAGGUCGCUGCUAGAGGUUAACACACUAUUGCAGAGUUUAACUUAGAUUUGCUGGAGCAGAACUUCUCAACUUUAGUUCAUUACCACAGCUCGUAGUAAACUUGUUAGAUAUUUAUUUUAUAGUGAAAUCCAACUGAAAAAAUAAAUUUAUUUAAAGUGCAAAGUGGGGCGGCUUUCUUGCGCUUGGUUUCAAGCUAGUCAUGUCUUAAAUGAAAUAAUAUAAAAGUGUCUUCCCCGUGUUCGGGCGGGUAUAUGUUUAUGUGUUGCUUGUCCUCGGGUGCAGAUAAAAGCCAUUGUGUUAAAGAAUCACCACACAGGAAGAGCCACAGGGUUCCUACUUGCUACAGAUUACAUUACGGUAGCCCAUUGGGGGCAUGUGGUGUGGCUUAUUUUCAUCUUUACUUCCACUUGCCAGGCUUAAACUUUGAAUGAUUGCUAGCUACAGUAGCGCCACUAGCACUUCUAAACAUAAGAUAAUAAAUGACCUUGCUAAUUUCUGUUGAAGUGUGUUUACUACGCAUGCGUGAGUUUAUCUUUUAUUUAACGAGUUUUCGCCUGCAGGAUCAAAGUCUUUGAUUCAAAGCCCGCCAUAAACAUGAUGAAAUGUGCUAUUAACGAAAGGUUAACGUGGCUCGUGUUAAAUACUUUAAAUAGCAUGUGUUAUUGAAAAUUAUAACUACAUUAUUAUCACCGUAGUCUCUAUAAAAGUAUUAUCACUCUACAGUCUCCAAAUCGGUCUCAUUAAACGACACUAACUAAACAACUACUUCCGGGUAUGAAUGUUGACAACCCUUGGAGCCUAAAGAAAUAACGCACUCUAUUUUACAAAGAGUGUGGUUAAAAUUACUUUUGAACUUUGUUUCUGAGAAAAAAACAUUUCUCCUGUACCGCCUGUGGUAAAUCCGAUGGAAUACAAGUACUUCCCGUUGGUUGGAAGUCACCGGCGAAAUGGAUGGGCCAUAAUAAUAGCACAUUCGAGGGGCCUGCAGUACUGUUGGCCUAAUGUCUAUUUAUAGCUAAUGGGUUGUAAUAGCGCAGGGAAAUUCUACUGGCAUCUUUCAGGUUGCUUAGACACACCCUCAGUUAUACUGUAUCAUUGUAUGAUAUAUUCAAUGUUCUUGUAGCUUUCACUAAUCUGCACUUUUGAGGAACUCUCCGUGCAAUGUCAGCAAUCCUGGACCCGCUUCAGUGACACAAAUAACAUACAUUAUAUUAACAAUUAGAGCAUGGAAAACGGUGUUUGUUGAGGCAUUGUGAAUGACGCCCAGCUUGCUGAACGAUGUAGCUGUCAGCCAGUAGGCCUUAAGGUGCUGUAAGCUUAAGAGUGUACCGUUGUUUACCUGCCACGACGAGACUGGCCCCCAACUAACAAGUAUUUGUCCUGAUUGCUGCCAAAUCUAAGGUACACAAACAUGUGCGUUCAUGAAUUUAAAUUCAAAAUUUAUGAAAAUACUUGGACAACGAGAAAUGUUGACGAGGAACUUAAAUGUUAACCGAUUCAUCAACUCGUGUUUUGGUGACCCAAGUUGCUUUUAUUGACGGAUCUAGGGAAGGGCAAUGGUGGGACAAAUGACUGCCCCCCCCCUCACAACUUUUCUGGAGGCGUUCAUGAUGAUUUGCCUAUGGUUGUAAUAUUUUCACAAAAUAUCAUCAUUUAUGGUGUUCAUCAAAGAAAUCUGAAAUAGUAGUUAAACAAAAGGAAAUAUUUUAAUCCAUGGGAUGUGUAUGACUCUGGAGAAAAUCUCCUGAUAAGUCAGCCCCGCAGAGCCCAUUCCUGUCCCACUACUUAUCCACGUCAGGACAGUGCAAUAACUAUUUGGAAGAUACCAGCGGAGGAGUCAAAUCGCCGUGAUUCAUACAUAGUGCAUGUAUAUUAUGAAUAGAGGAAAUUGCCAAAUUGUUGUUACCAGGUCAAAGUUCUUGCCACACCGACGUGUCGACAAAGCUUUGUACCGUGGGAGUUAAUGCCAUUUAUACGUUCGUACCGAUUUCCGAGGUCGAGCAGGAUAUAGUAGUUAUUUGUAAACCACAGCUUCCGGGGAAACCAUCACAGUGCUACGACUAUUCUAUUUAAAAGUACUCUUGAAUGUGUUUAUUUUUUUAGUUAGAUCCCCUUGUAUUUUACUAUAAUAGAAUUAGGUCCUUUCCUCACCAAACGGACAGGAUCCACUUUCCUUGAUAUCCCUCUCAUGGCACCUCAUCUGUAUUAAGUUCAUCAGUGUUUUAAAGAACAAUGUUAAAGAACAAUGUUAAAGAAAAUAAUAUGGACAAAUUGCGUUUUUUUAUGGUGAUGGAAGUUCAUACAGCUGUGAAUUAAGACUUGUCUAGUGCAUGUUGUUCUUUUUAAAGGUUCUUUACGGAGCCUUAUUAUAUAUGAUCAGUAAAGAUAUCUGAGAUAAGUGUGUAGGUUUAUUGCUAUAUGGAUGCUACUUUUUUUCAGAGCAGUUACUGGUCUCCGCGGUACAACGCUAAUAUUUAAGUGUCGAUACAUGUAUAAUAUUUCCACCAUAAGUAUUUCUAAAAUAUAGUGGUUUGUAUUGGGACUGGCAUGAUUUACGUAUAUUUUGUUUUAAAAAAAUGAGUGCACUGUCAUUAAUACGCUUACAGUUUCUGCUUUCAAUUUAAUUUUCUGGGAUGUCUGUUCAUUAAGCUCUUACUGAAUUAGUCACUCGUCUGUAUGCGUGCAGAUUGCAGUUGACAGUUCAAAGCGGCUGUUCUACACCUGGGGCUAGCCUUCUCGGUUCAAACAUACGCCUGACACAUGUUGGAGAUAUUUAGAUACUGCCUUGUUGAACACAUUCUUUCCAGUGCUAACAAGUCUGAACAAAGUACCCACUUAAUAAAACCACUGCCCUGGAUAUUACUGAUAAAAGGAAUGAAAAGUCCAUGUCUAAUUCCCCCCCUCCCCCAAGGUAUAUGGGGGGGGGGAGGAGGAGAAUCCACAGGAUGACACCCACAUAGUUUUCCGUUGUGUGAUGAGGUAUCGACAAUGACGUCGAAAGAGAUAACACUGCACGACCUUCCCGAUUUACCACCCUUGUCACAGUGGUAAUCUUUUCUUGUCAGAAAUGACGAUUAGAACUCGAACAAUUAUUUUUAACUGGCACUACUUUUACAGCGGCAUGAACUGUACAUUAUUUUCCCAAUGAAGAUUUGCGAUGCUUGUUUUCUCUCUCUAUUAUUGUAAGGGUAAUGCCUAACAUCGCACAGACAUUAACUGGACUACUUCAUUUGAGUGAAAGUGGGGGCUUUCUAAGCCGUCUCUAAAAGGAGUUGUCCAUAUCAUAGGUUCAGAGUCGGCUUGCUUCUCUCUCUCUCUCUCUCAAAUCAUAACUUUACAUAUUCUCUGAUACGAUCGUAUUCAAAUGGCUGUCCUUUUUAUUAACGAUAAUAGUAAUCAUAAAAGUAAUCGAGUUAAUGUUUAGCUAAAUACCUAAAUGAUAACCAACAUUUACCAGCUAAGCCCAACAAGGAAUAAUAGUGUACGGUUGUGUCAAAGUGGUUUUGUCUUAUAGGUAUCUUACUUUAAUGAAUGUCUAUAAAUUUACAUUAAUGGUACUGAUAUCUGUAAACCCCCCCCCCCUUACACCCGGAAAAAAAAGAAAGGAAAGCAAAUACAUUUAAUAAAAUAAAUAACAUGAAAUUUAAAAAAAAGAAUAACAAAAAAGCUUUUGUUGAUACAACACUAAUGACUCCUGUCACCGAUGGUAAGGAUUUCACUCAAGCUUAAAUGGCCACAACAAUCUGACCGAUACAAAAGAUUAGAGCCGGGGGUUGGGAAGCUAAUCAGCCAAUUUGCUUGUGAAGCGAGAUUGUACGUCUUUUACUGAACGGGGCAGGGAUAACAUUCCCACCGCCCAACCCCUUGGCUUUGUGGCCCCAUUCUAUGGACACAAUGGCCACUUUUCAGUAGACCAUCAAGUGGAGCCACCGUAACCUGAGACCAGUGAUAACACGUAGGGGCGCCGACAGUACUUCUUGGGACUUGUCGUUUUGUCAUUCCUCUGUAAUCAGGGUGUGUAGUAGAAAUAUUGUUUAUCUCUAAGAAAAAUAUAAAGCACCUAUGAACUUUAUUCAAAGUCGUCGGUGGCUACCGAUCAUUAGACAAGUGUGUUGCUUAUUAUUUUGUUUUAUUCAUUUUGCCAUUCCUUUACUUAAAAGCAUCUUGGUUUAAAUACAACUUUGCAUUGUCAUUCCAUCUGCGUUAUUUCCGCUUUGCAUUUCUCAAGUGUGAGGCUUUUAGUCCAUAACAUUUUUUUAUGAGAUAACUAUAAUUGCCAAAGCGUUUACGAAAUAUGCAAAGACGUACAUGACUAUCCCAAAUUAAGCCAUAUGUGACGCUAAGCCAAGUAAAACACCCCUCCCCAAUACGUCACGGAGCAACAAACCCGUGAAGAUACCGGCUUCAAAUUAUGUAUGUGACCCUCGUGUGUUAUGGGCUUACCCCCCUUGCUUCAUUUUUAUAUAGAAGUAAACAGUGCGUGAAUAGCUUGUUGGAUUGAAUGAACAGGUUGGCGGAUAUCCCCAUCCCAUAGCUUCCACAUAAACCUUCACAUCCCACCACCUCCUCGUUCGUAGGGCUGAGCUGGGCGCAGUUUAUUUUACACCCGGCCCGUCAUUUGAGACAAUACCCGGUGGGUCCGAGUCGGGUUGUGACAAAUAAAGAGCAAUCUUCUCAUUUUCUAUAAGGUGAAAAAAUACAGUGUAGAACUAGUAGCGAUCACGAAGGCAUCAAAGUUGAAGGCUUCAAAACACUAAUAGCUUAAAAUAAUAUAAAUUUACCCCGGCGGUUCUCAACCUCCAUAGUACCAUGACCCCUUUGUGGCUCUUGCCACGUUGGGGCGACCAACAAUCAGAAUUAUACCUUUAACUUUAAAUCGAGAAACAGUUGUUGAGAAGUGGGAGGGGGUGGGAAACUUUUUACAAGUUUAGAUUAAAAGGUUUUGUCGUGUAAUUGUGUUCGAGGGUGGAAGGAGGCAGAAAUAAGGGCUAAGCAGAGUGGAGGGCUCUGUAGAGGGGGCUCUGUCAGUCUAUCUCCAGAAUAGUUGUGAAAUUCGCGCACCUGAUUAUAGUAUUGAGUUGAAUCUGCCAACCUUUAAGUUUGGGCACACACACUAGUCAACAAUAAAAAUACAAGCAACAAAUUAAAGUAAUAAAUAAUGUAAUAUUUAACAGAUGGUCAGAAACUGCCCAAAUAUUUAUCGUUAACCAGCAGCCAACAUCUACCGAAUGUAUCAUUAAACAUUUUAAAAAAAAUAAAAAUGUGGCUAUAGUGAAGUUAGAAUGUAGUAACAAUAAGAAACUAGUCCCAUCACUGUAAAUAAUAUUAAGCAUGAAAAUAAAAAUGCAAGUAAGAAAAAACAAAACAAAAACAAAGGGGUCGUGACCCACAGCUUUAGAACGUACGCAUAUUAUUUUAAUAAAUAUUUUAAUCAUCAUCAUGGCGAUACCAUCCUAGCCUUCUUCAAGUUCAGCCAUAGACUAGAAAACACGCUGUCUUUCUAUACUCUACCUAAAAUCUGACGUCAGAACAAAAAAUAUUCCCCCCCCCCCCCCCCUUUCCCAACCUGGGUCUGAAUUUUAAACAUUAAACUUUUUUCUAUUUAAAAAAACAAACAAAAAAACAACCUCAUACUCCUUCAUUGGUUCCUAUCUUUGGGUCCUUUAACAAUAUUUAAAAUAUUUUAAAGGAAAAAAAAUGCUUGGCCACCACAGCCACGUCUUACACAUCACCUCUCUAUUUCUCCUUGGCUUUGACCUAUUUAGCCGCAAAACUCCCUUAUAAGGACACCAUUUAAAGUCAGCGUUAAUCCACCGGUCCGGUCCGUUAGUCAACUUUUCAAAUGUGAAUGAGGCCGGCGUAGUGGAGUGUUGGCGGUCGAUUUUUAAUAACAAGUCGUAGCUACUAAGUUUAUCGUACUUUCUGAGAAUCUCUUAUUUCAACAGCUUUCGAUCUUGUCUGCCUUAAAUAGCAGCAAGUUUAAAGCUGUAAACACAAAGUUUUCAUUCAUUGCCGUCUACUAUAGAUAGUCAGUAUUUCCACACACAAAUUGUCAGUGAGACGAACUUGUACUGGCCCUUAAUAACGUUGAUGUUUAUGCUUUGAUGAACAAUGAAAAACGUCAUCAUCAACAUCUUAUUAUAUUAACCAGAGAAAUCUGCCUAUGAUUAGUCGGCCUUCAUCCACUUUACUCCUAGGACUGCCGUCUGGUUAUAUAAUUGGGGGAUUCAUUGUUAGCUUUGAUACGCCCACCACGUUUUUUAAUUUUCUUUUUGUAACUAGUGAUAUUUAGAGAAUAUUUUAUUGUAGAAUAUAAAAGAGUUGGCAUAGUUGCUGUUUAACCUUUGAAUGUUCUGUAAGUCCAGGGUUGUGGUAAAGACGAGUGAUUUAGGCCACAUACAUUUUGUGGUCAAGUUGAAAUAUAAAACCCCCGACUUAGAUAGCAAUUUCGUUCGCCCCAUUAACUCGGUCCAACCCCCCCCCCCACCCUCCAGUCCCCCCUCCCCACCCUCCAAUCCAUCACGGUUGUCGCCAGUCCAUGAAAUUGAUAGCACAGCCAGAUAAUUUCAGUUAUAACCGAAUUCCUUCUUCAUUGUACGGCGAUACAAAACUUGAUAGAGUUGUAUGGGUGGCUUUCAUGCUUAAUUUACCUUAAUACCCACCAAUAGGUAUUUUAGAUGAUGGUAUAUUCAUGGUGUGUGGGUCGCACAUAAGCGCACGUCUGUGUUUUACUCGUGUUAAUAAACGUGUGUACAAGAAUGCAGGUUAACAACUGCUUGUUACCCCGCCCGCUAGACUGAAUUCUCUGCCUCUGUUUUGGUUGAUUGUGGUUGGAGAUUUGCAUAAUGUUGUGGAUUGUGUCUCGCAUGGCAAAUUUUUAUUUAUUUGAAUAACUCUACGAUGCCACCAUUUUAUAUCUUUAUAUUAAGUAGAAAAGGAAACAUGUUAAUGUCACAGCUUUGACGAGAUUUGAAGACCACCAAGUUCUUUGUUGGCCAAAAGUUUGGGUCAAAAUCUCCCUUGAAAUAUUCCUUUCCCCUAAACAUUAAGAAAAAACACGCACUCACACACACACACACACAUACACACACACACACACACACACAUAUAUAUACACACACAUAUAAUGAAAGAACUAAAGUUUACCUGUCGACGUCUGCAUAAAGUAAAAGCAAACAAUUUAUCUCAGGGGAUCCACCAUUGUUAUUUUAACUGGAGUACGGCGUUAUAUUUUAUAAAAGAAAACAGUUUGUCGAAACACAUAUCAUAAACCCCCUAACAAGCUCCGGUGUCGUGUUUUCCUCUUAACAUAAUAAUGGCGUGCAAUGAUCUACUACCAGGGAUCACUUGUACAAAUAUGGACAGACACAUGAUAUGGGCCAAUUUGUAUGGGAACGCGGGAUCAGGGUGAAUUUAGACAAGUACAAGUGGUGAAAAUAUGGUUGAUGCAGCUGUUUCAUUUUAACCCUGCCUUCUUGUCUAAUGCAUUUUAAAGAUGCGUCUUCUAUAUAAGGUAAAGCAAACAAGUCUGAAGACAAAUUGAGCUUUAGAUGAAAGAAACGAAUAAAUGCAACAUUUUGUGGGUCCCAUGGCUACCUUCAACUAAACAUAUUAUCUCUUAAUCUUUUUGCUUCUUGUAUCCUGCUUCCUCUUCAAAACCGCCCUUCCCCCAACUCCUCAAGUUUUAUAUCAAUAAUACUGAUUGAAAUUAAUGGUGUCACGCAGAGAGCGUCAUGUGUGAUGGUUGAACUCGGGUAAAUAGUUCAAUUUUUUUUUUCUUGGUGGGGAGGGGGGGGCGACUAUCAUUAUUAUGGUGUGGGACUGUAUGUAGGACCAUUAUUUAAAGGACUGGUAGUGUGUAGGACUGUCUGUAGGACUAUUGUUUAAAGUCCUGCAUAUAGUAUAGACAAUGAAAAGUUAACUCAUUUUUUAACUAUUGGGUCCACCGGGUAUUUCCUCAAAAUACCCGGACCCGGUGAGUAAAAGCAGCGCCCAGUUAAGCUCUAGUUAUUUGAAUACACAUUCUUGUUAAUGCUUUCCCUUUAAUUUCUCUGCAAAUUCAAAUAACAACUCAGAAGAUAAAUAUCGACAUGAUUAAGUAUAGUGAGGAGUUAUGUUCAAGCUUUGCUAUAGGGAAAAUCAUUUUUCUUUUCGUGAAUUGUAAAAUGUUUGAUAGAACUGUUGCACUCAGAAAACCCGGCUGUUCAUGGUUAGGUACCGCUGAUCACAGAAAAGUUUGAGGCGGAGGAAUUUCAUUUCUCACCAUCGUGUUGACCGUCUGUGGUGCUUUUAUUUAACCAAUAGGUGAGGGCGAGCGAGCGGAUGCAGAUAUUCUUAUACUGCUUCUAGCUCACUGCAUCCUAAAUUACCGGUAAUUCGCCUUUCGAAAGACCAGCUCUGUGGUAAUGUUCAACAAACUACAAACGCAUACGUUGUGCAUGCAUUUUGUCAAAAGUUCAGCGCGGAUGAACAUUUAUUCAACAGCAUACAAAAAAAUGUCCUUGAAACAUUCUCGGCGACUCUUGAAAUGUGCUGACCUCUUGAGAAAAGAACAAGAGCACUGUAGUGGUAUAAAUUGGAAGAGUGACAUGAUUAUAAAGCCUGGUGAAAAAUAGUGUGGGAUUAGAGGCGCGGGGUAUUAAUUGGAUGAUCCCUAAAAGCUGUAUGUUUAUCGGCAUGGAUUUGAAUAAAUAAUAAGUGCAUAAGACAUAUUGGACCUGUCUACUUGACAUUUUUUUCUCUUUCUUUUUCAAUGCAUGUGUUAUAAUGACGUACAUUCUGUACCAAAGGCGCAAGGUUCAAGCUAUGUGUAUACAUAGUGCAGGUAUCAAUGGUCCUUUGUGCGGUCAAAUAUUUUUACUGAGGUUACUUUGACCUUUUUACAUGUCCUGAAUAAAAAACCCGGUGUCAGCCAGGAGCAGGGACGAUGACCCACAGGAAAACACUUAAACAUCUGUUGUUUGCUCUGCGAUAGGGACAAUGAAGCAACUUAGAAAGAAAAUACAAGCGCAAACAAUAGGAUACAAGCAUCCGCCUCUGAACAUAUUUCUUGUAAUCAAAAUCGCUAUAUUUAUUCACGUCGAGAGGCCUCGUCGCAAACAUUGUAUCAAACUGUUGAACACGUCAUUUGAUUAACCCAGGAGAGCACCCCGAUGUCAUUACUCAAUACCACCUGAUUGUGCACGAUACAUUUUUGGUAUUUUGUCUAAGUUUAACAUUUAUAUCCUUUCUCUUUGUGUAUGUGUGUGUGUGUGUGUGUGUGUUGCUAGCUUCUGUGUUCAAGUUCUACGUGAGGAUUAUUUUCUAAACCAAUGAGAUACAAUUUAAGUGCUAAUUGUGGUGCUUCUAACAUAAGACGCACUAUCUAUCCACACAUCAUGUAAUCUUGUAUUUUUACUUGUAUUUUUACUUGAUCCAUGACAUUUAAACAUUUAGUAUGAAGUACCGAAUUUUUCUUCAUUAAAUAGAAGGAAAAAAAACCUUUAAAGUAUGUUGCCUUUAUAUCUCUUAAAUUCCUACAAUAACCUGUAGAACUGUGAUAAUAGGUGUACGGUUACAGUUUCCGUAAGAUAAUAUUUCCUCGUCUCAGUUGGAUAAGUUUUGUUAUCGGACAUCUUGUUUUAUUGCCUCACUUAAAGCAGAUAAUUUUUCUCAUGCCGUAACAGGACCAACUUCACCUCCUAGAGUUGAAAGCGUGCAUUCGUAUCGUGUAUCAACUGGAGACGGCACGUGAUUGUGAAUGUUCUUAACGUUUGCUACAUUCCCCCCCCCCAACCACCCCCAUUGACACUGUUCCUCUCUUUCGACAGGAGCAGUGUUUCUCAAACUAUUUUCAGGAGAAAAUUUGUCCUCUCUAUCGACAGGGUUUCGGUAGAAAAUUUGUUUGUAUGUGAGCUUUAUGGUAAGAAAAGACAAAACAGAGAUGAUUAGAACUGCGUGUUGAUUUCUAUUUAUACUGUCGAAACCUUCGUAGUUAAUAUUUCCAUUUAUCUGUUUCAGAUAUAGUUGAGUGUUAUCUCGUGUCGAAAAAGUUGUAGAAACUGUGUUUUUUUAAAGAUUUUGAAACAUAAUUAAUGGAUAAUACAACUGUUAUUGCUGUAUUUUACUGUACUUUUUUUUGUUAGUGGUAAAGUUGCUUUUGAUUGAAGCCUAAGUGUGUUGUAUCUGGGUCCGAUUUUUUUUCCAUCUACCGGGAAGCGUGUUAACGUUCGUGAUCGUCCAUAGUUUAAAUUAAUAUUUACGCUCAUGGCCAUACUCCCACGCAAAUAAAUCUAUAAAUUAGACAAACAAGCCGUUGCCACCAGGUCAUCAAUGGUAAUGAGAUGUACCGGUAGGCUGGUAGGUUAAGUCAAGGUCUCCGCGACUUCUCUUGAAAUGACCAUACGGGAUUUAUAAAAAGGACUUACGAAUGAAACGAAUAUUCGAAAUGUGUUAGGACUCGACCUUUAGCUUAGACUGUCCUUUUGACCUAGGUUGUUGAGUGUGAGACUCGAAGUUUUAAAUAGUCUUAGAAUCUGGCCGUGCCAUUAUGCACAGGUUCAAAGAAGGGAAAAACAAUCACAAAAUUAUGUUAUUUAUUUAUCCGAAAUAGGGGUAAAAACACUGUAUCAAAAAACCACAGUCGGUGUUUAAUAAACUGAGUGACAACAAUGUGGAAAUUUGGUCUCACCCACUGUGAUGUUUUCUUAAAUAUGUACGCACGAGGAAUUAACAGGCAAUUAAAUAUGCACAUGAAGCCAAUAGCGAAGUUUUCAAGCUCCAUACAUUUUAAUUAUUAUUGGGAAUGUGCUGCCCAGUUGUUAGCUAAAAGUAUAACUUAUAAGAUAAGUUAGAACUUUAUAUUUUUUAUGUUAUAAUAUCUAUAUGCUUGUAAAAUGUUUUCUACUUGUCUUUUUUCAGACAGUACAGACAUUGUUGAUAAAAAAUUGAAGCUGAUCCUUGGUCUGAUAUGGACCCUCAUUCUCCACUACUCCAUCUCCAUGCCCAUGUGGGAGGGAGAAGAACCCACACCCUCGGAGAAAGCGCCCACACCCAAGCAGAGGCUGCUCAAUUGGAUCCAGUCCAAGGUGCCUGAUCUUCCUAUCAAUAACUUCACGACUGACUGGAAUGAUGGAAAGGCCAUCGGAGCUCUUGUGGAUGCCGUGGGACCAGGUCAGUUGUCUUCUCAUUUAUUGCUGACUUCCCUUUCUGAUGUCCAUUUAUUUUCCCGUAAGCCUCUUUCUGAUCUCCUCCUGGACAUCGUAUAACCCUGGAACUUGUGUGGUGGUGGAGGAACAAGGAUCUAUGGAAAGCAUAACAUACAAAUCAGGCACUCAUAAUAUACAUUUACAUGAACAUUUGAUCUUGAUAAACUUCUAAAAUAACUACUCUGGUAAGGGACUAUUUCAUAAAAAAAAAAAAAGCAGCAGAGACAGUCUAUGACACUGGUCAGAGUUGUUGUUGCAUUCCCUGUUAUGCAGUAAUUAGUUUAACAUUUAAAGAAGGAAAAUAAAAACCGAAGUGUAAAUGGUGAGUAAUGGUAAUGUAACAGUAGUUGAUGGUUCUUUUGUACCUUUUCCCACUACCUCGGCUAGGUUAUUGCUUGUCAGACUUAUAACCUAGUCUUGUAGCCAGAAUAACCUAAUUGUAAUAUUGUUGUUCACUAGGUUUGUGCCCUGACUGGGAGGACUGGGAUCCCAAGAAGAACAAGGCUAAUGCCAAGGAGGCCUUGGAUGCUGCUGAGAAGUGGCUGGACGUACCCCAGGUGAGUUGGUUGUCUUACUUGCAUGGGUCAACCUCAUUAAAACUUUUUUUUAGAUUCAGAUCUGUGUACAAUGAGCAGCUAACCACCACCCCACUUUUUGUUGUUGUUGUUGUUGUUUUCAUUUUGUUUAUAUAUUUUACUGUACACACAAACAAGAGAAGAACUUAAAAUAGAGCAUCAUCAAGCAUCAUUACAUGGAAUAUUUCAGUGGUUCAUGGUGUAGAUAACUCAGUGGCCAUAGAAUUCAAUACGUUUGGGAAUGGGACUCAAAUUCUGAACAUAAAUAUCCAUCCAUACUAUUUCAAUAGUCCCCCAAAUGGUGGGUGGGGGUCAUGUUGUGAAAGUCGGCAUUUGUCUCUGCAUUCUAAAGCUUUAGUACCACAGCCUUUGUUUUCUAAAUGAUCGCUAAUUUACUUGUUUUGUAACACCCCUCGCUCCUAGGUAAACGUGAUGUUCCUUGUGCUUUUGGAUGAUUAAAAAUGCAUACUAAAUAUGGAGCCAAAAUGAUCAAUAAAUUGAUCGUGGGCCCUUAAGAUAUAGAAGAAGAAGAAGAAGAAAUAUACUGCUUAAAAAGCAAACACGAAAAAAGCGUCUUUAACACACAAACACCCCCCCCCCCCCCCCCCCCCCCCCCCAACACACAACCACCCCCCCCCCCCGUCCCCCGUCCCCGUCCCCCCAUUUAUUUUGACACUAAUUUCUAAGUCAGUGUUAAAUCUAGAGUUUAUUCUAAAUUAUUUUCUAAUGAUAUCACCUUUCAAGUGACAUUUUAUGGUGAUUUAGUUCAGGAUGGGACUGGUGUGAAAGCGUAUGAUAAAUCUAUAUUAUAUCAACACCGUCGAGUAGGAUGAGGGAAGAAAAUACAAUGAACGUCGUUUAUUUGUCCACCAGGCUUAUUACUGACGAAAAAAUCGAAACAUUAGGUCGUCUUUGGGGUUUACACCUCUGAUCGAUAAAAAUCAAUCAUUCAUGGAUAAUAUCCACAAAGAAAUCGAUGCAUCGGAAGGUCGCGAUGGCAGAUCGUGGGCUAACGGUAUGUUGAAGAGGGCGUUCAAAGAUGAUGUGUGCUGUGGGAAGUCCCGUGACAAAGCUCAUUAGCCGAGGGGCCUUCAUCGUGCCUAUCUUAGAUGUACUGCGGAGAUAGCGUUGCUGGGUUCGUGUUCGUGGGGGACACAGCUUAAAUGAUGUUAUAUAAUAUUCAGCGGCGGAGUCAGGUCUGGCACCCAAGCACAUACUUCAACGCGCCUGGUUGUUUUAAAGGAGAUUUGAUAGAAAUAGAUUUACCUCUGCCAAUGCUAAUUGCAAAACUAGACAUACAAUUGGUUUUACAUCUGUACACAUUUUGUAGUUAAUAUAUGUUUGUUUAGAAAACGUAAUCAUUUGUGAGGAGGUCAAUUUACCUACCGAAAGUGUUAAACCCUGAACUGAUGACUCUCUUUGCAAUUGCAAGUUCAGACAUUCUGUUAGGAGAUCAAAUGUCAAAACCUUAUGCCAAUCAUGGAUUUAUGAAACAUGUCAAAACCCUACGUCAAUUAUGGAUUUAUAAAAUAUUUAAAUAUCCUAGACCAAUCAUGGAUUUUAGACAUUCCAUACAAGUGUAGCAUAUUAUACGGUGUUUAAUGCAGAAAGCGCAAAGUAAAGUUUCCGAUAUACAAAAUAUUUAUUGAGUACGUAAGCCUAGGCUCUGGCAUCCGUCUUGGCUUCCGUGUAAAUAGGAGGGUUGAGCCACUAAUUGAGGAAGAAACAUGAACAAUAGAUUGGGAUGAGAAGCAUCGCGUAUAGCAAGCAGUCAUACCGGAAUACCAUAGAAAGCUCUGGCAUCCAUAUGUGAAAUUCCAUCGUAUUUUAGGAAGUGGCUUCUCAAUUCAUUGGCAUGUAUGAAUGUAUGACCAAAAGGAUUAUUUUAGGAUUUACAUAUCAGAGACAAAUUGAAUUGUUUACGCUUAGAUACAUUUUACAAACGAUCUGCUGCAGCUGACCUGGGGGGGGGGGGCGUUUUAUUGGUUAUAUGAUUCUGAAUGAGUAACCUUUGGAGUCAACGCUACUGAAACUUGUUGAGGACCACUGGUUAACUGGGAAGAAUUGCUGGACUCUGGCCCUGGGCCACGCUAAAACAUCAAAAGUACNUGUGGGGGGGGGGGGGGGGGAGGGAGUUACGAGAGAGUGGGCUAGGUGGGUGGAAACGAAAACCUGAGAUAAAAUUUCCCCGUUUCUCUAGCUUUCUCCUUCUCGCUCUUUCCUCCUGAAUUCAGGUUUUGCCAAUAAGCUGAUUUCAGCAAAAUAGCUUUCCUUGACUCCGUGGAUUAUUGUGGCAGUUGUUAGUUUUGGAAAUCUACACAUGGAUAAGAAUGGAAAAAAAAAAGUCGAUUGGUGUGAAUCAUAAUACAUGAGUGUAGGGGAAUAAAUGUUAUUACGAAAGCUUAAAAUAAAAAUGGGGGUUUAAAGGAUAAGAAAAAAUGGGUCCUUGAUAAGAUAAGAAAUCUGCAAGCUACCUGUAAUUCUUCCGUUUCAAAGAAGUGCUCUCUUGUCUCGUUAACUUCCACCAAUCUCAUCCCAUUCUUUUCCCCCCGUGUCACUGGUAGUUUUAGAUGUGGCAUCGUAUGGUGCUUGGCAAUAAUAACAUGUUCUAUAGAAUUUCUUGUUUUAAUACAGGAUGGUGCUUUCAGGUCCAACGUAUAAGCAAAAUAUUUAGUUUUUCAAGAAUUCGAAAAAAAAAGUACGUAAUUUUCCCCUAAUCUAUUAUUCAAACAUAUGCUUUAAUACAUCUAACUUUUUAAUAUGACCAACAACUAAAAAAUAGUAGUAAUAAAAAUGCCUUCGUUUGUAACCUGUGGGAAAUGAAACACAAUGUUUUCCCACGCUGUUCAAUGCGUUAAACUUUUGACCUGUCGUUAGACUUUCAAAAUUCACUUUGUGAGUACAUUUGAUAGAGUGGUUGAAGGGGGAAUCAUCCGACUCCGAAACUGCUAGACCGAAUAUGGUUAUAAACCCAAACUCCAAGUCGGGUUUGAUAUGAUGUGUGAUAACAGGUCGUGAUCAGAACGACCUCAUAAAAACGGACCCCAUGUCUGUCGUGGUUUGCCUUAAAGGUCUGCUUUAAUUCAAUCCUACAUUCCAUUCACAAACAGUACGCCCUUUUCAUGUCUCUGCGGUAGUCUGCUGGAAAACCAUUGACGUCGCAGUUUGUAAAAAAAACUAGAGAACCCAGCCGAACAGAUCAAAAUGUGUACCUGGGUUAGAUUAAAACCAUCGAGGCUACCUGCCGGCGGGUCGCGUGUUCUCAACUUGAGACACGAGUACCUGUUUUUAAUACUUGAUUUUGGUAAUAUUGGUUGAAAGUCAUGGCUUAAACUCAGAGCUUGGUACCUCGCAGAGUUUCAUCCUCCAACAAACAUGCACGCGUUUUGUUACGGUGCAUCUGCUUUGUCAGCUGUGUUGUGAACAUGUUUAGAAUCACUGCUACACAGUGUACGAGCUUCUAACUAGACAACCAAAAUAUGUGAUGAUUUAAGCGAAACAGUUGAAGGCCCGGUGUUAAACCAAUCGGAGACUGAAGAGAUUAAGUGACUGUGUAUUAACGUACUCAGUCGCUUUUGUGAAUCCUUGCUUCCUUAACCCACCAUUAACAGGGUACUUGGUUCUAAAAACCCUGGCUUCAGUGUUAGGGCCCAGUGCUUGGUUGUAUUGUUGUUAGCGUGGGGUCGACACACUGGGUGUUCUUUUAACGAAUGACUAUAUAUAGUGUCUUAGAAUCGAGUUGCGCUACUGAGUAGGUUUGAAGUAAGUUAUUGCUGAUUUUCUGCUCAAGGGAUAGAAAUAGUGACCAAGUCAAACAUUGAAAGUUCGAGCAGGCCAUUGAUUUCCGUUUAUAAUGAGAAUUUUAUUGGGCAAAUAAGUUUCUAUACUAUACAGAAAUAUGUUCAGAAAUGGAGUUGAGGUGUCUCCUUGAGUUUUGAGAUAAUGUUCACGAAUUAUAACAACAAUAUUUCUUUUUUUAAGGGACAUAAUUAAUGAUUCUUGUUAAUUGUGUCUUUGCUUAACAAAAUACAAACCUGGCAAUAACUCAGUCUGGCAACAUUGUCUUUUCUCGGUAGGGCGUGCAGCUAGUAAAUAUAAUUGGGUCAGUACAAGGACCUUUUUAGCUCAUUACAGCGCCCCCCCCCCCCGCCUAUUUUUUCUCCACGUUGUUAAAAAACCAGUUCAACAAGUUUUUUUAGUCCCAACAUUUUUUUUCUGUUUGCCACCAAAACUAGAUCACUAUUUUACUCAUUAGUUACCAGGGAGUAUUUGCCUUGGGUGUGUGUGUGAGGGGGGGGGUGGGGGCAACUGUUUUACCACAAGCAUUCCAACACCCAGUACCUUGUUUAUGAAAUGGUUGAACCAGAGUAUAACAAACUACACGUUUUAGACCUAAAACCCGUUCAAAUAGAUUAAUGAAAAAGCUCUUUAGAGCAGACAUUUUUUGAUGAUCCUACUUUCAAAUAGCGCAAUCAUGUGUGGUAAACAUGAGUGACUCGUGAAUGGAAAGAUCACUGCUUGGACGGGGAAACAAUGCAGAUACGGUGUAGAGACUUUGAGUCUUUUGUAGAUUUAUCACGAAUUUUUGUUUUCCUUGGUCUUUGUUUUGUCAUACAAAUAAUAAAGGUAACUGAUGAGACACGCACAAAAGAACGAGUGUGGUGAAAAGUAAUGCUGGGGAGGAUUCGAAGACGGGGCAGAUAGGCAAUCAGCGGAGUCUCACAUUUGCAUUUCUGAAUUUGGCAUCUAACAUAUGCAGUCAGUCAUGUGAAUGUGGCAGGCAAACACUUGAUGUUCAUAACAUAAGAAAACUCCAUUUAGGAAUAGUGUUGGAACUGUCCUUCUCUCACCACCUUGGUGUAUAAAUAAUUUCAUUUUGAUAUUGUUCUUGCUUAGCUUUACUAUCUUCUAAAAAAAAAAAACUCCCCACAGUUUCUUUCCGUUAAUUCCAUUCCUUAAGGUGCACUUAGCGUUUCUUUCUGUACUUGUUUUCUUUCAACUCUUGGUAUUCCAUUUGAGCAGUGGAUUAAUCAUUUAUCUGGUUUACUCUCCGUUCCCUUUCACCCAAACCGAUGCAACAAGUGGCCUGCAAUCUUUUGGAGAUCAAUUAAGCGUUUCAAACAUCGAUUACAAUAUACAUAUUCACAUCUCGCAUCAUGGUGCACUCUUCCUUCAAAACACACCUGGAGAUUAGAGUUAAAAAGGGGAAUCUUGAUUUAUUGAUGUCUGGUUUUAUUUAUUAUCUACAGAGAAGGGGUGGAUAGAGGAACGUCAUUAAAACCCAACACGGGGACUGAGACUGUAACAAUGAAAUGUAACAAUAGAAAGGACUGUUCCUCCCAUUCGCACAUUUUUAUGUUAAUGGAAAUCGAAAAUAGGAAACCCUGUCUGGGGGAUUGGGGGGUGGAUCCUGUCGUUGUACUUUUACGGCAUAGGCAUUAGUGGGCGAAACAGAAUGUGAAGGGCUCCCGAGGGGAGUGGGGUGGGUGGGAAACAACAAAAUAAGAACUGGGGGAGAAAAAAAAACGUUUUGGUGAAGGAAGGUCCAGUAACUUAGUUUGCCUAUCCCAUAUGUACGUAUUUAGGCAAGUCAUGGUGUAUCUAUUACUGCAGGGAUCUAUUUAUUUAUGUCCUCUCAUGCCCCAACCCCCUCCCCCACCACACACACACUUUUUCUAUUGAUUAUUCUUCACCCAUGCCUCGGGAUGGGGUUAACAACAAGCUUUAAACAAUCGAUAUUGACGAAAUGUUGGAAUAAUUUAUAUUUACUUUUUAUAUUUAAAAAGGGGCUUCAUGUGUAUAUGAAUAAUAUGAUACAUAUACACAGCGGAGCAAGAGGUUGAAAAGAAUUGAUUUAUUACUUGAAACUAGAUCGUCAUGGAUCAAUGAACAAUGUACACAUUCAAUCUCUUCUUUGCCCUACUAAUGUCCCAACCUGCUUCCAUGGGUUAUUUCGUUGCUUACACCUCGUGUUCACUAUUUGUAAUUAGCCUGUGCCGUGUGCGAGGUAGUAAAUAACGGCACUGCUCAUUGGAUUUCUCAUUAAGCUAUUUCCUUACUCAAUACUGAUACAUAUUACAAAUGAACAGGGUGUGUAGCUGAGUUUGUGGUCGCCAAUACUACUGCAUGAACUAGAUCAGUGGUCGGCAAACUCAUUAGUCAAAAGAGACAAAAAUCAGCAACAGGUCGAUUAAAACAUUUUUGAGAGCCAAACUAUCUUUUUAAAAACCUGUCAAGAACCAUGUUUUUUUGGAGUCAAAGCCGAUUUGUGGCCGAGCCGCACUUAAGCCCCUUAAGAGACGCAUGCGACUCUCGAGCCGCAAUUUGCUAACCAUUGGACUAGAUGGAGUUAAAUGGAAACAAUGUUUAAAUUCAUUGCUUAGAUUACUGUCGCCCUGUUGAAAAAUAGAGCUUUGUUUUCUAUUCGCUACUUAAAGUUGUAAUGAAGAAGACGUUCAAAUAAGACUAGGGGCGAAUCUUUCAGUAUAUGCCUUGAUGGUAGUCCAUUUAUUUUAGAUUAGAGCCUUGCUUUAUUAUCUAAUCCAAUUUUUGUUAAAAGUAGGAAAUACUUGUAUCAUACAAAGGUUAAUUUCUCGUUCCAACAAAAUAAUUAAAAUAGUCUGUGUUCAGCGGCUAGACUAGAAGCUAUGUUCUCCAAUGCGCACACAUCAGUUGUGCUCGUGCGGCAAUCACUUAGAGGUUAAUAAGGAAAAAUUAAGUGGCGCUGAAUUGCCUCCUGUUUUACAGUAAUUCUGACGGUAGUGGGUCAUGGCGAGUUAGACGUUAACAACAGCGGGAAGUUGUCAUCGUAGUUUUAUAGUUUUGUUUGGUACAGCCAAGGCGUAAACCCCGUGACCGCUACCGUAAUUGGUAUCGUGGUACUGACUUAGGGGACGGGAGGGUCUGUGGCGUUACCGUCACGCCCAUAUUUCUUAGUAGAACCUCUCGUGUGGGCGGAGAAAGUUAUGAGUUUUCACGCUUUAUUUCCGGGUUGUAAAGGCAAAGUGUGACAAACAUGCUAAUGACUGGCUGCUUGCACAAGAAAUAUGGCGGUCGCUCUAACCAAAAAUAUUCCGAUGAAUAUAAGCUUGUGUUGAUUACAGGUCAAACAUGUUAAAACUGUGAAAAAGCUUGAAAUUGAUAUAAAGUACCUAUCGAACAGCUUUUAACGGUUUUAAGCCCAGCCUCGUUAUAGAUUAUCGAUGAUAUAAUACUUCACUUUGAAGCAUAGCGCUAUGAGCAGCUCCAAGGUUAAUUAUUUCGACUUUCUUCAUAGCAGUAGCUUGUCAAGAGUUACACUUCAAGCAAAAAUCAAUAAUUACACUUGUCAUACUAUAUGCACCAGGGUCCACACCAAGUGGUUUGGUGAUUAGUAAGGCAGACAGCCGUUGGGUUCGGAAAUAUCUUAUUAUUGGCGAACGCCUGACCUGCACACCUGUUAUUGUUUUAAGCUGGUCAAGUUCAAUUUUAGAGGGAGGCAACUCUUUGGUGAAGCUUGCGAUAUCUGUUGAAAAAUUGGCAGCACGAAGUUAACAGCGAAGUCGUUUGAUUAAAAUAAAAUGUAAAAAUGAUGUGUUGAUGUCGUUUUUGUUUGUUAUGCCAAGUGAUUUAAAUAGUUUCGAAUGUUGCUUGUAAAAUAUAUGCGUUUAGCCGUGCGUUGUAUUAAAAUUAACAUCCAUUAAAAUUAGUAUUCAUUAUUAUUAUUAUUAUUAUUAUUGCUAUUGAUGAGAGGAUUACAUUUUAAAUUAAUCAGUAUGACACUGAAAGGAAAUUAAAAAAAAAAGAAGAUUAAGUACAUAGAAAAAACUUUUACAAUGUAAUAAGUUAAUGACAUUCUAACACGUCAUGAUUUCGAGGCGGUCAAUGCGACAUGUCAUUCUCAGGAUGUGAGAUCAUAAACAACGUCAUUACCCCGAGGGGGCACGGAAGGUAAAGUCAUCGGCGUGCUCCUCAAAAGUAUUGGACUGAUCUUUUCAGUGCUAAAUAUCGACAUCCACAUUUUUCAUUAGUAAUAAAAUAAAGACGCUUCCGUCCAUUACUUGGUGGGAGAACAACAUCUCCAUCUGGUCAGCGACAGGUUUUGAUAGGUUGGGGAGGCGGUGCGGCGAAAAAUUCACAGAAUGCCGAGGGACACGCAACAACGGUCAUGCAGCGACACAAUGGUGAAGAAUGAACAGCAACAUGUUGUUAAACAUGUCAACAGUGGUUGCACUCGACCCCAUUAGAAGACACGGGGUAAGUAAACCCCCCAGGCAAUAUUUAGGGUGAACUUAAAUGCAUAUUGUAGGCCUACAACUGACUGAAUGACCCGCUCCUGAUACAGGCUCAUUAACUUCGUUACUGCCAAUUGGACCCACCAGCAUUCGCUAUUGACAAUACUGGAUGCUUUAAGUGUCCAGUAUUUGACGUUGUUCAGACCUGUAAACUGAAAAUUUCAGUCUUGAUGCCACGCCUUUUUAUAUCUCUCACCCGUUCAAGCCCAAAGCCUGCAGGGCUAGGCUACUGUUUAAAACAUUGAACCUACCUGUGCGUGACCUAUAUUCGGGCUGAGCUGAUAGAAAAAAAACAACACACACACACAGGUGUACGUGUCUGUUAGGAUGAAAUGCUGCAAUGCAACACACCGCCGCACGCGCUUAGAGUCACAUGACAUUGCUACACAUUUACAUACUCACACAUAACCAGGCCUUUCAUUAUUUACAGCCUUUCGGGUACUCCCUCUGAGGCAGGGAUUCUUUACCUGCCAGCUAUGUGGCUACACCAAAAAAGCGGUGGGUGGGGAAACGGGGAAAAAGGGGGGGGGUAGCGUUGAUUCCUGCUCAAAAAUAAUAUCCAUAAUAAUCCUUGCCACUUGUUGAAGAAGAUAUUAGCUUUGUUAUGUGGGUCUUUGGUCUUUAGGGUUUAGACCUGUCAAAGUUGUGUUCAUGUUUUGAAUCUGAUCUUAGCAAUCCACCUGUACUUUAGUCAGUUAUGGGUACAAUAUAAAAAGAAAACCACUAACUGUGACUAAUGGUGUUGGCUUAAUGAUGUGAUCUUGAUUAGGCCCCCCUUAAGUGGGCUUAAAGAGCUUCUAGGCGGAAACAGUUGUUUUUUUUAUGUUGUAGGAAUUUCUUUUAAGACGCUUCCUACUUUACCUCCAAGAGGUUCACUCCAUAAUGUUUCAAGAUUUCAUAUACAUCCAUGUCUACAGCCCUCUUCUAAAUUUACUCAAGUUUCUUUUAAGAGGGUGCUCAGAUACAUUUUACCCACCUUUUCAAAUGUAUGCGUUGUUAUCUGGCGUUCUCACCUUCUGACAAAUAAUUAACAGAAUAUUUUGGCACUAGUAAGAAUGCUGAAUCAGCAUACCCCUCCACACACACACACACACACACACACUCACACACACUCUAUCUCUCGUGUGCUCUCUCUCCCCCUCCCCCUCCCCAAACCUAGAAUGUAAAACUAGUUUUAUGGUAUCCAUUUGUGAAAGGUUUCAAAAUGGCAUCUAAUUGUGGUCUAAAAGUAAUCACAACUUAAUCACUGGAAAGCUAGAGUAAAAGUGUUUUUUUUUUACAUACAAAUUCAACACUUUUACCCAUGUGUUUAACAUACAAUUUCAACAUACCCACAUGUUUAACAUACAAUUUCAGGUAGAGAUUUCUGAUAGAUAUAUACUUGAGUCAAACUUGAAGUUAAGCUAUGAGAUAACACCACAGAGUAUUAGCUCAUUCUUCUGUAACACAACAAAAUUUAUUAUUUUCCUAUCACCCAGAAACCUUGUAGCUUCGAGUUAUCAAAGUUAUUCUUUUCCGUUCUGGUGUCCUUAUUUCCAACAGUAAAAGAUUAUCAAAAGGGUUAAUUCAGCCCAUAAACUGGCAUAGAAGAAUAUUGUCCUAAGAAUCUAAUAUGGUACUAACAACUUUUAUUCAGUCACAUUUUUAUGUUUUGUAAUUUGAACAUGAAGGCCCUACAAUUUUAGCUUUAACUUGUAUGUGUUAUUCAACUAACUUUGGUGAACUUCACAGUCAUAAGUGCUCUUGAUACAUAACAUUUUUUAUCUUUUCUUACUCUCUAUGUUUAUCAUUGUCUGUAUACAAAUAUUUCUAUUCCUAUUUCUUAAGUAAUUAAGCUUUUCAUUAAGAAAUCAUAAAGAUGUCAGUGAUAUCAAGUACAAAUUUUUAUUCUAAAUUUUUUAGUUCUUAUUUUUUAAAAUGGUUUUUAUUUUACAAAAAAAACAAACAAAAAAACAAAACCCACAAACCUCAAUAAUCAAAAAAUUAUUCUUUUUUGUAAUUGGAUAUAUUCUUCUAUUCCUUUAAUAGCUGAUUAGGCCAGAGGAGAUGACCAACCCCAAGGUUGAUGACCUCAGUAUGAUGACUUAUCUGUCCCAGUUCCCUAAUGCCAAACUUAAGCCCGGAGCCCCUGUCAGACCUCGUCUGAACCCAGCACGUGUCCGUGCUUAUGGCCCUGGUAUUGAGCCCACCGGCAACCAGGUUGGGGCCCCAGCUCGCUUCACUGUGGAGACCUUCAGUGCUGGCAAGGGAUCAGUGGAGAUCAUUGUGCUCAACCCCAAAGGCGCUAAAGAGAAUGUAUGUUAAAACAUUUUUUAAAAAUCUUAAAACUCAUUUCUUCAAAUUAAUAAAUGAAAUAAAAAAUUCCAAAAAAUAAUGGUAAUUGUUAAUUAAUAUUUUUUUUUUAGAAAUGAUUGCAAAGACUAGAUACCAUAACUUACAAUAGAAAUUUAAAAUGAACAUUAUGUUAAAUUUGCAAUGUAUAGGGUAAGAUUAAAAAUUAUUUAAAGCUUAGUAGUGAAUUACACUAUAUCAGUAAGUAAAAAUAGUUACAUGGCAGAUAUUUAUCAUGAGGAGUACAUUUUAAAUUUAUUUUAUUUCUUUCAGGUUGAAGUAGUGUUCAACAAUGAUAAGAACAUGACAUACUCCUGUGCCUAUGUGCCUACAAUGGAAGGCGCAUACAGGGUAAGUAUUAACAUUACCAUUCUCAUUAUUUACACUAUACUUUCCUUUUUUUCAUUGUCAUAUCAUUUUUCAAUGUUUAAAGUGUAUUCAAAAGAUUCAAAGAUUUGUAUCAGUUUUUCAUGUCUGACAUGUUUUGUUCUACAUUGCUCAGAUCAUUUCUGUUUGAUUCACGUGGAAUGCCUCCUCCUGUACCCUGUUACGCAACAUUUCAUUUAUAUGUUCAGGUGAUCAUCAAGUUCAGUAACAAGGAGAUCCCCAAGUCACCCUACACUGUCCAAGUGGAGGGAGCUGCCGGUGACCCAAGCAAGGUCACUGCUGCUGGACCUGGUAUUGAGAAAACUGGAAAUAUUGCUGGCAAAAAGACCUACUUUGAAGUCUACACACAAUGUAGGUGUUAUGAUUUAAAAGUAAUCUGUUGGUAAAUAUAAGCUAAAUAUUUGAUUUCUUGUCUCUGACGAGUGGCUCUGAAUCAUGAGUAAAGCUUGGAAGCUGGUGUUCUUACUAAAGUCUUUAUAUAAAAAAAAAAUUAAAUAAAAAUUGUUAAAAGUAAAUGAAAACUUUUUUCUUAAAAAGGGUAUUUUAGUAUUUUCUUACCCAACCAACUUGCUGUUGUUCAUAAAUAUUUAUUAAACAUCAAAGGCAAACAGUUGUGAAUUAAAUAUUCAGCUGUUUUAUUUUUUUUUGUGUUAUUUAAUCUUGCAUUGUUACGCAUUUCUACCAUGAUUAUUUGAUAUUAAUAAUUUGUAGUGUAAUUUUAUACAAGGACAUUUUUUUCCCUAACGUACACUUCUGCAAAGGUUACAUAAUAUUGAUGUAACUAAAACAAAAUAUUUCAAAGAUACUUUAAAAGUUGAUUUUUUUUUUUUCUUGUAUUUUUUCCCUCCUUUUUAAAAAUUUUAUUUCAUUUUAAAUUAAAAGCUUAAACCACGCCAUAUCUUAGGUACAGUUGCUGCUUAAUUCAUAACUUAUGUGAUGCUAUCCACAGCAUGAGCGAUUUCUAGUAAUGUAUUUUAAGUAUAAGACAAUUUAAACCUAAUAUUUUUGUAACAUAAAAAAUAAUGUUUUUUAAAUAAAUAUUGAUUAUAAGACCACUCAAACUCUCUUUUCAUUUAGCUGCUGGCAAAGGAACAAUUGAUGUUGCCAUUCUGGAUCCUCAUGGUCACAAAGAUAAAGUGCGUCCAGCCAUCAGCCCUGUUGUGGGCAAAGAAGGCACCUACUUGGUUGAGUACACUGCCAUGGAGCCUGGCCUCCACUCUGUCAAUGUAUUCUUUUCAGGACAACAGAUAACCGGAAGUCCAUUUGGCGUCAAUGUUGCCCCAGGUAGGUUAUUAAACAAGUCUUUUAAUAGUUCAAAUCAGAGAUCAUAUAUGUGAUUAGGAGUGCUAUUCUGAAGGAGCAUUUUUGCAACACUACCAAGAAACAUCCUGAUUUCUCAGUAACAUCUUUAAAUGGUGGGAUUUUUUUUUUUAAAUUUGACACAUAAUUGAUAUUUUUUAGAGAUAAUACGACAAAUUUAAAGCCUUCAAAUAAGUUUAAAAGCACCAAAAGAAAAAUAUUAUACAUCAUUAACACAACUUUUUUUGCAAUAAUCAAAAAAAUAGAAGAGCCAUAACUUGUCCUGAGGACAAGUAUAUUUAUUAUAACUAUGUUACCGAUGUCUCUGUUGGACUUAAGUUUGAGAAAUGCUACUUCAGAAUUUAGUUUAGUUACUACUUCACUGGUUUUAUAUAGAAAAGCACCUAUGUUAAAUUUUGAUCAAAUGAGCAAAAGGGUCUUCAUUCUAAAUUUUAUCUAUUUCUGGAUAAGCCAUCCAUGUUUGCAAUGGAUAAAUGAUUAUAUUUUAUUAUAGCACAAAAAUUCAGUGUAACUCAAUGAAUGUAAGUAUCGCUAGACCUUUUUAAAGUGAAGAUUAUUUUAAAACAUGAAAGCAAUUAAAUCUAUGAAUAAUGGCAGUAAAAAAAUAAAAAAAAAUUGAAUAACUGCAUGAAGCAUUCAGUAAAUAUAGGUAUGUCUCUACACUUCGGGUGCAAGGCAUUUGAUACAUAGGGCCUUUCUGCUUGUAAAAAAAAUCAUUUAGUUUGCACUUUUUUGUUUUGUAUUAGUUAAUUAAAGUCCUAUAUAAUUAGAAAACUGAUUAUAUAAAUAGGUAAAAUACAUUUUUAUAAUUACCAACACUUUCCACUGUAGAAAUAAUAAACAUGCACCAAUGCAAAAAAGAUCAAGAUGUGUACAAAGGGGGAUAAAUAAAUAAAUAAAAUAUAUAUAAACAGCUUAAUCCCAUUUUUGGCCUUUCUAUACAAUUAAAAAAUUCAAUACCAAAUAAUAAAUAAUACCUUUAGUUUUAUGUUAUAUUCACAUGUUUCAAUUUUUCAACAAUACAUAAAUGAAUACAUAGAAGAGGUUCAGCACCAAUAAACGUAAUAACAUUUUAUAACGAUAAGUGGGGAGAGAUUGCAAUCGGGUCUAUGUAGAAGGAAAUAUUUUGUAACAAGGAAUGGGAAAAUCUGAAAAAAGGAAGCAGCAAAAGAACGAACAAAGACUAAUACAACUAUAAAAAUGAAAAUAAGAGGAAAGAACUGUAUUAAAAUUUUGAUACAUUUCAGCUGGAGUUUAAUUUUAAUAUUUGCGUUAGUCUUUGUGUGUUCAUUGAAGAAGUCUUUUUUUCAACAUUUUUGUUGUGUCCUUUUUUUCACUUUUUUUCCAUACCUUGUUUCUCAAAUUUCCUUAAAUUUUAUUAGUUGUAUUUUCCAAAUCAUUAACAUGCAAGUUUUUUCUAAGCUGAAUGAAUUUGAUUGAAUAUUUUUUGUUUGUUUGUAACUUCAUCCUUGUAAUUGGUAUUUGUAGAUACCAUACUGUGUUCACAUACAUUUUGGAUCACCAGUUUUACUAUGCACUGCUGCACUAAAUAUUAUUUAGUAAGCUACAGUGCUGGCUCAUGCAUGUAAAUUAUCAUAACUUUCAAAGCAGAGAUUGCCUUUUGACAUAUAUAUAUCCAUUUGAAAAAAAUUUUUUUACUGAGCAGCAGGACCCCUCAAAAAAAACUUUGAAUAAUUGUAUCUGAGAUUAUCAUUUUUAUUUAAAUCUUUCAAAAUGAAGUUUUCAUUUGUGCAUGUUUAGACUUUUAUUUAUUUUUAAUUUCUUAAACCUACUAUAUCAUUGCUCGUGAAUAGAUGAUUUCAUCAUUUAUUUUAUUUUUACCACCUUUUUAUGUUCACCAGCCAAGAGUAAGUAGAGUUUGUAGACUUAACUCAAGUGCACUUUGACUGACCAGUCCUUCAGCCAUUUUAAUUGCUUGGAUGAUGAAUAACAUUUCAUAACUUGUUUCUUAAUCUGACAUUUAGAAUGAUGCAAUGAGCAUGUUUAAAAUUCAAUGCAUUUAUUAUUUUAAAAUUAAAUUUCAGUUUGAUUUAAAUCAAUGAGAUCUUUCUUGAUGCAUGUGUUCAUUUAUGAUGUCAUACAAUCCUGACAUAGACCAUUUCAUCUCAUGUUUUGUAUAUUCAGAGUAGAAUAGUUACCUUAAAGUCCUCUCUGUCUCUACUUGUGUUCCUUCUUUCCAAAGGCUACAACAGACACAAGGUCUACAUAUUAUUUUUACAUUUUUUGGUUUAAUUUUGUUAAACAAAUUGUUUAAUUUUUAAAAUUUUUAAAUUUUGUUUCAGAUAUCGGUAUGUUGCAAUAUUUUCAGUUUGCCAUGAACACAUAAUUCAUUUCUUAUGAUAAGCACAUAAGCACAUUAUUUUUUACUUCUUUUCUGUCAUCAAAAUAUUUUCUUUGAAAGCUUUUCUUUACAAAAUAUAUUUUAAAAUAAAAUGUAUACAUCAAAAAAAAAAAAAAGCACCAAUAUAAGUUGAAUGUAUUAUCUAUAUUUUACCAUAAGCAUAAUCAAACACUAUUCUUGUUUUCCAAUGUUUAAUAGAUUAUUGUCCUUGUUUUCCAAGGCCUAAUUUCACUUUUUAUUCCUCAUUUUCCAUGUCAUCUUGCUUUCCCCCACAUUAAAAAGAGUGCAUGGAAAUAGAUUGCUGUAUUUUGAGAGGAAUGCUAUAUUUUCCCCAGUUUUUACAACGGAAAUAAAAUUCUCAUGCAUUCUGAUGCAAUAAACAUCCAACCCUAUUUCAACAAUUCAAUAACCAAAGUAUAAAAAGUAUUGUCAAUUUCAUAAUUGUGAUUACUCCCACCUCCAACUUUCUUUUCACGUGAUGAAUGGUAUGACCUUCUUUCCAUAGAAGUUCUUCCUUCUAAAAAUUGAAGUUUUUUUAUAACCACUGGCUAACAUAUUUUGCCUUCUUUUUAACACUUAACCUCUUUAUUAUGUGUUAAAAUUAUUAAACAUUUAUACAAUUAAAUGACAUAUAAAAAAUAUGUUACAGGUUCAUAUGUUUGAUUCAUAUUUCUAGGUAUAUUUUUAUCUGAAGAGCAUUAAAACUUUAAAAACAUUGUUUACAAUUCACGUUCAAAUAAAAUUUUAUCGUUUAAUUUUUGAUGUUAAGAUUUUUUAAAUUAAAAAUUAUCUCAUUCAUUUAUGUAACAUAAAAAAAUCAGCCCCAAUUAGAUUACAUUGAACAAAUUUAUUUGUAAAUAACAAGUGAUAUGACUGUGAUAUUUGACUUUCGAGUUAAUGGCUCUUGUAUAUAUUCCCUCCCUUCAAUGAUCUCAUUUAAUGAUCAACUAACAUAUAGCCCCUUUUAAAAAAUAUAUUGAAUAGAAUGAAGGGAAAAAAAAAUCUUCUGAACAAUUAAAUAAAAAAGUAAAUAUAUUUCUCCAAAUGAAAAGAAUAAAACAACCUGUUCUGCAAUAUAUAUCUUAUUUUCUGGUGUCUAAGAACAGAAUCACAUAGUGUGCCCAUGCGCAUAUUUGUAGGUUUAUAGGAAUGAUUUCUCUAUCCAUCAGUAUUAAUAUAUAACUAUAUUGUUCAACAAGCCAUCAGACAUGAUCAUAGCAUGUUUGGGUGUGAAUAGUAGCUUAGUGAUUAUAUUAAACUAUAUAUCAUAUUCAUUUUGCUUUAGAUAUCAUAUUUAAAUUUAACACACUAUUUGAUUUCGCUCUUUUACUUUGUUUACUUAAUAUGAAUAAUCUCACAAUUUCUAUCAUUAAUUGGAAGCCCAAGUUUAAUAGCUGUUUUAUAUUCUCUCCUCAGCAUCCAAUGCCAAAGCCUGCUAUGCUACAGGCCGUGGUAUCCAGCCAAGAGGCAUCAGGGUCAAGGAUCAAGCUGUGUUCUAUGUCCAUACCAAAGGUGCUGGUGAUGGAGAGGUAGCCGUGCAAAUUUUUGGACCAGGUAAGUUAGAAAUGUUUGAUCCUGGUUUAAAGAUAUUUGUGGUUGGAAAUUAAUUUGAAGAAUAUUUAUUACUUUAGUUUAAUUAAAUGAACCCACCUAUUAUUAUUAUUAGUUUUAUAUAUCAAAAUGAUUUUUAACUUUUAAAUACACUUCAUUUUGUCUUUAUUUUAAAAAAAAGUGUUGUUCAUUUGGAUUUCAGUAACCAUAUUCAGCUUUAUGUGAUAAUUAAAAAUAUAUAUCUCUCAAGUAACAUGAGUUUAUGUUCUAAAUGCUUGAAACACAUAAUAGAGUUAAAAUGUAAGAAAUGAAUGCAUCUGUUUGCCAUUAAUCUUUUACCGCUUCAGUAUCUGAGAAAAUUGUAAAUGCUUGAGAAAUGGCUGAUCAAAGCAUUUACAAAUAUAUCAAACAUCUUAGCUCUGGGAUUUAAAAAAAGUAUGGUUUACUUUGCAGGAGGUGUUGAGGAGAAAUGCCAGAUUAAGAAAGUACCUGGAGAUGAAGGCGUGUAUGAAUGUGUGUACUUGCCAUCCAAGCCUGGCAACUACAUCAUCAAUGUCACGUUUGGUGACCAACAUAUUAGCAAGUCCCCCUUUAAGGUCAGCCUUAAACAAAUUCUUUCAGAUUUUGAUUGUUGUUAGCAAGCAUAAAUUAAUUUCUUCAGGCAUCUUGAUCUUUUGUACUGGUAUUAGAUAGCUAAAAACGUUAAAUGGGAAAGUGAUGUACAAUCUAACACUGCAUGGUUACAAAUUAUGCAGCUAUGAAGAGCUUAAAAGAUUUACGACAUUCUCAAAAGCUGUUUUUUUUUUUUUAAUGAUUUUUUAUUGUAUUAGUCAUUUUUUUUUAUUAUUUAUAGUCUUGGGUUGGGGGAUAAAGUCAUGAAUUAUAGCCACAUGAAUAAUUUCAUGAAAAGGUUUGCUGCUUUGCAAACAGUAAAUUGGAGAUUAAAACAGCAAAGAAAGGUUCUUGCUAACUGGUUUUCACCAUUAUGACAGGUUGAAGUAGGACCCUUCUGGAACACCAAGAUCAGAGCCUAUGGACCAGGUCUUGAAGGAGGAGUUGUCAACCAGCCAGCAGUCUUCACUGUGGAAACUAAUGGAGAAGCUGGUGCUCUUGGUAUGUAGAAGUGAAAACAUUUUUUAGGACUAUACAUUUAUGAAAAAAAUUUAUCUGAUAAAUAAAAAAAAUAAAAAAAUAAGAGUUUAGAUUUAGUUGGGGUAGGAGGUGAGCCAAUACAUUAUAUUUUUAUGGAAAGACUGGAAGCAUUAACACAUUGUUUAAUUAUUCAGUUGGAGUUUAUUUUUAAAAAUUGUUUUAUGCCUUAUUUUACAUAGAUUAAAUGUAGCAUUUCUUUAAGCUAUUUCCUAGUUCUGAAUUUCAAAGCAGUGAUAAUAACAUUUAUCAUUCAACUAAUUUACUUCCAACAUACAGGAUUCUCCAUUGAAGGCCCAUCCCAGGCCAAGAUUGACUGCAAGGACAAUGGUGAUGGUUCAGCUGAUGUGACCUACUGGCCAACCCAGGCGGGAGAGUAUGCUGUCCACAUUUUGUGUAACGACCAGGACAUCCCCAACUCUCCCUACAUGGCCAACAUUAUCCCAGCCCAGGCAUUCAAUGCUGGCAAGGUUGGUUACUAAUUAAACACAACUAAUAGCACUAAUAGCACUUAUGCUGUCAUUGAUGUUAACAAAAAUCUGUUUUCAACUGUCAUUUUUUUUCUUUUUCAAAAAGCUGUUUAAUUUAUUAUAUCAAUAUUUUCUCAAAAUUUAGUUCAGCUUUCAGUGAUUCUUCUGUUGAAUAAAACUAGUUUAUUCUGAGAAUGCUAAAUAUGAUGGUUUAAUACAACCAUUAAAUGAUUUGUAUUUUUAUGACUUAUAAUAUUGAACAUUUUUUUUCCAAAAUAAAAGUUUAGUCUUAAUAUGCUAUUUCUUUAAUUGAAAUUCUAAUGAAAUCAAUUAAUUAACAAAUAAUAAUCCAUUUUCAUAAAGCUUAUCUUAAAAGUUGAAUUUAAUGGUUUGAUUUUGAAAGAGUUGCUUUUAAAUCUGUUCAUUGUUUAUUUCCAGGUCAUUGCCAAGGGCCCAGGUCUCGAGAAGACAGGUGUCCAAGCCAAUAAAUUGGCAGAGUUCACUGUUGAUACUCGUGCUGCAGGAAAAGCCCCCCUUCUCAUCAGCUGCAUGGAUGUUGACUACAAACCUGUUGAAGUGCAGGUAUGAGCUAAAAAUGGAAUUCUCAUAGUUCAUAAUAAAAUAUACCUUGAAGGUUCUGAGGAUACCCAGUGAGCAAAGGAUGAGCUGGUAUAGAAAUUAGACCCUCAGUAUCUCAUAUAAAAGUGUCAGUUAUUAAAUUUAAUAAUUAGUUGAAAAUUAUGGGAUCCUUCUUUUCCUCUUAGUAUCAUAUUUUAUGAUUUUUUUUUUUUACCUGCUUAGACACUUUUACCAAUAACGAAAAACAUUACAAAUUUGAUGUUCUAUUUCUCAGGUUAAAGACAAUGGCAAUGGCACGUACACCUGCCGCUACCAGCCAACCAGAAAUGUCAAGCACACAGUUACCAUUACAUUUGGUGGAGUCAUGAUCCCCAAUGCACCUUUCAGGGUAAGAAUUUAAUUUCCUCUUGCCAAAUCUCUUUACUUUAUAUAUUACUAGCGAGCACCCGGAAUGCUUUGCAAUGCCACUCAAAGAAAUAAUGUGUUUGUGUUUUAAUUUUGUUUUGAAGUCCUUUUUAUAUAUCCAAUAUUUUUUUUUGUUUUUACCGUCUGGUGCGUACUCGAAUAAAUUAGAAGGUUUUUUGAAGCGUGAGCAGGCCACACACAGCUGUCCAUGUGAGAAUCAUGGAUUUUCAAAAUUUAGUCCACACACUUGUAGCGAUUGAUCCAACCAUGCAGUAGUAUAGUUUUAUAUUAUAUUUAUAUAGUUUAUUUAGUACAUAUAAACAAAUUUAGGGCCCCGGCCCCAAACGGAAUAUUGUAAAAUGGUUGUACUUAUUCAGAAACCUUUUGCGGGCGUGCACACAACUCACCAAAGUUUAUCGCAUCCAGAUGAAUGGUAUAGAAAAGCAUACGGAAAUCAUAUUUAAAUAGCUCACAUCAUAAAAAAACUAAUUUAAGGCGCCCGGUCCAAAACUGACUAAUGCAAAAUGGUUGUACAAAUUCAGAAACCUACUAAAUUAUGUCAUACACAAACGGAAAUAUCACUGUUUGUAUUUGAUUAAAUUCAUGCAUUAGCUCUGUUCAAAAUUAUUAUUUUUUAUAGCUCAUAUAAUAAAAAAAAAAUUUAGGGCCCCCGACCCCAAACAGAGUAUUGUAAAAUGGUUAAACUAAUUCAGAAACCGACUUAUUAUGUCACAAACAAAUUGAAAGGUCGCUAUUUGUAUUUGAUUAAAAAUUCCAUCCACCAAUGCAUUAGCUCUUUUUGAAAUUAUAUUUAUAUAGCUCAUACAAGAAAAAACUAAUGUUUUAAAUUGGUUGUACUAAUGUAGAAACCUUUGCAGGCGGGCUCAUAUCAAUUCACCAAAGUUUUUAUCGCCAGUGGAUGAAUGGUAUAGGAAUGCAUACGAAAAUUAUUUUCACAUAGCUCGUAUUUUAAAAAAAAUGAAUUUAGGGCCAACGGCCCAAAACAAAAUAUUUUAAAAGGAUUGUAAUGACACAGAAAAAUGUGCAGGCUUGUGGGCAACAACUCACCAAAGAUUUAUCGCAAUCCCAUGAAUGGUAUAGGAGUGCAUACGGCUUGAAAUUAUAAUUUUAUAGCUCAUAUUAGAUAAAAACGAACAUAGGGCUCUUGGCUCAAAACCGAAUAUUUUUAAAUGGUUGUAAUAAUUCAAAAACCUUUGUGGCUGUGCGCUCAACAUCUCACCAAAGCUUUAUUGUAUUCAAAUAAAUGGUUUAGAAGCACAUAUGGAAAUUAUUUUUUUUUACAAAGUUCAUAUAAGAAAAAAAAACGAAAUCAGGGCCAACAACCCAAAAUGGAAUAUUUUAAAAAAGGGUUGUAAUGACUCAGAAAAAUGCGCGGGCUUGUGGACAACAUCUCACCAAAGUUUUAUCGCAAUCGUAUGAAUAGUGUAGGAGUGCAUACUCACAUCCAGACAUUUAUUUAUAUAUAUAUAUAUAGAUUAUUAGUAAAAAAAAUUUUUUUAAUGAACUUUUAACAUUUUAAAUGUAUUUUUUUAAAAUAUAAAUCAUUAGUAAGUGUAAAUUAGUGAGAUUAUAAUAAACUUAGAAAAACUAAUCUAUAUUUGUUUUGAAUUUUUUUUUAGGUCUAUGUGUCUGAACCAAGCAACCCAGCCAAAGUUAAAGUUCAUGGACCAGGAGUUGAGAAAGGUGUUAAGACCUUCAGUCCAACUUACUUUAUUGUGGACUGCAAAGAAGCUGGACCAGGUAAAACAUGUUAACAUGAAAUACAGCAAUGUAGAUUACUAAAUUAUGCCUGAAAUUUGAAAGAAUGCAGUCUGUUGUUUUAAAAGUAUAUAAUUAACAAAUUUUAUAUCAAGGUCAUAAUAACAUAUGAUAAUUAACUAUCUUUCAGAAUCUAGGUUAUUUUCAUGUUACUAAAAUAAAAUUGUUUAUAUAAUACAUUUGUUUGCUGCAGUUAUCUAAGAGCAAUAAUUGUAUUCAAACUACCACAAAGAUCAGAAACUUACUUAGUGUGUUAAACUGAUGUUUUUUUUUAUUGUAAAAAAAAAAAAUCCAUAAAUAAUUAAGCACCUGAUUUAUGGAGACCUAUAUAAUGGGGAUAAAUUGGAGAUGCAAUACUAAAUCUCUACUAUUUACAAUAGGUGAUGUUGCUGUUGGUCUUACUGAUGAACGAGGCGUUGAUGUGCCGGUCAAGACCAUUGACAACCAAGAUGGUACAUUCACUGUGGAGUAUGAGCCCAAGAGCCCUGGCACUUACACAGUCCUGGUGUACUUUGCCGGCAAAGAAGUGCCACAGAGCCCCAUCAAGGUCAAAGUUGAGCCCAACAUUGAUGUCAGCAAAAUCAAGGUUGUUGGUUUGGAGCCAAGUAAGUUUUUACUGAACUGAAUGCAUCAAAGCAGUUUUAAAAUAAUUUUAUGUGUGUUGUCACAGUGAAAAAUUGGUAAUAAAUUAUUUCUGCCUUUUGUCAUGAGAAUUCCUCAUAUUUUUAGGUCCUUUUCAACCUUGAAAUCUUCAGUGAACAUUUUAGCCAGCAAAACUUCAUUUUUGCUCUUAGUUAUUGUGUCCUUGGAUCACAAUUUCUUACUACAAUUUUUAACCCAUUUCGGUCAGCACACUCAACAUCUAAAAUGUGACAUAUCAUUUUAAAAAUUGAAAAGGUCAUUUAAAUUUAAAUCUUAACACUAACCCCAUCAAAUCUUUCAAAUCUGUGAAGACAAGGAAGCCCAUCAAAUCUUUCAUAUCUGUGAACAUUGAAGAGUCACUUCCCACUUUAACAAGCAGUUAUCAUGAGCAUGCCUUCAAUUUAAAUGCCAUGAAAAUUUAUAGUCAUCUGUAUUAAAGCAAGUCCAAUUUUUUAGCCAUGCCUAUCGGUGUGCCAAAAGAAAUUGGCAUUAUUUCAAGAGGAUUGCCGAAGGCGGAGACAAAGGUAAAAAUUGUUUCACCUACCAACCAAGUCCUUGAGGUGCCAACCACUGUCACAGGAGAUGGAGCCAAGGCCACAUUCGCCUUAUUGGAGCCUGGCCCUCACCAAGUACAGGUCACUUAUGGAGGAGCACCUGUCCCAGAUUCACCUUUCCGUGUAGAUGCUAUUCAAGGUCCACCAAAAGUUAAAGCCUAUGGUCCAGGGUUGACUGCUGGUCAAGCCGCACAACCUGCUGUUUUCACAAUUGAUACAAGAGAGGAGAAAUCACCUGGUGGACUCGGCCUGUCGGUGGAGGGACCUGCAGAGUCACCUAUUCAAUGUAAAGACAACAAGGAUGGAACCUGUGAAGUUACCUAUGUCCCACCUGUGCCUGGAUCCUACAAUGUCAACAUCUCAUAUGGGGAUCGACCAAUCCCAGGCUCCCCAUUCAAGGCAAACAUUGCACCAGCCAAGCCUACUUUGGAUGUCAGUGGCAUCAGAGCUUAUGGACCUGGCCUUAACCCUGCGGGUAAACAUACCAGGGCAUGAUGACAGAUGUUAGCAUCUUGAACACCCCCCCCCCAAAAAAAAAAAUGACGACGUUGAAAUGAUUCAUGUCUAACACAUUCCUGCACUUAUAUAAAAAUAAAAUUUAACACACUUUUCACUAGCUUGUUAAAGUCUGCCUGUAAUUAUUGUCCAAAAUAACUAAUUAAUAUUUCUAAUUCAAACCUAGCUCAUAAUAAUAACCCCUGCUUUAAAUGUACAUUACAAAUAGCAAACAUUUUUUUUCCAAGAUGUGUUAAGUUUUUAUAUGUUGCUGAAUAAAUUACAGAUAAAUUUACUGACCUAAAGUCUCCUGGGAAUGCCAUUAUUUUUAUAUAAUUUGACUAUAUUGCAUGGCUUUAAGUCUUAGGUAACAUUUACUUUAUGUAUGGUCCCAAUGUUGUUGUCAACCUGUCCUUAGAGAAGUUAUAAUUAAUUCCAAAAAUUAAGCAAUUCAUAAAAAGAGUGGAAAUUGCAAAUCUAAAAAUAAAUCAAAUUUUAGAAGAGUCCAUAUCAAUUAAUUGUAAUAUCUUAUUUUUGCUCCCAUUUUAGCCAACAGCAUAGUUUUUAUAUACAUUUUUGUGUCUUUUUGUGUGUGUUAAAUUAAGCAUGACAUUGUAUUAUUUGUUUACAUUGUUGUAUUUUUGCCAUCUGCAUCUUUUCACAGCUUUUUUGUUCCACUAUUGUAUUCUUGUUUUCUGAUACACAUGUUUUAAAAAAAAAAAAUUCAGAAAUUGUAUACACUUUCUGUUAGGCGAUUAAAGUAUUCUAGCUGAAAAGCUUUUUCAAGAUACACAUAUUAAUCGAUUUAUAAAAAAAGAAAUGAUUAUGUUCAAUAUAUUUUUAAAGUUAUCCAAGACUACUCAAUUACAUUUUUAUACGUUUGAUAGAUUUAAAGAUAGUUUUCUCAAUUAAAUCCAAUCUGUCUUACAACAGGAGUGUAUCUGGACUGUCCCAAUGAAUUCACUGUAGAUGCCAGAUCUGUUUCCCCCACUGCCCAAGGCAAGGUCAGGGCUAUCAUUACUAGCCCAAGUGGCAAGAAGUAUGAGACCUUGGUGAAGAACAAUGGAGAUGGAACAUACAAUGUCCUCUACACACCUGUCGAGCAAGGUAAAAAUCAUAGUUAUAUUAAAAUUAUUUUUUAUUGUUGUUAAUUGUUGUUGUUUUUUUUUUUAAAGUUAAAUUUGGUAAAAUCACAAAUGAUAUUAAAAAUACUAUUUAACAAAAAUAAAAAAUAAAUAUUUACUGUAGUUGAUGUCAAAAAAAAAAAAAAAAAUAAAGUUCAGGCUUUAUGGACUGAGGAUAUUUACAUAAUUACUUCAGUUGUAAAAUUUGUAUUCAAUAACCAAAACAGUAAAAAAAAAUAUAUUUCUUGGUUAACAUUAACUUAUUUUUCACUCAUUCAGGACCACAAAAGAUUGAUGUGACAUAUGAAGAUCUUCCAAUCCCUGAAGCCCCAUUGACAGUCACUGCUGUGCCUGGCUUUGAUGCUAGCAAAGUUAAGGCUUAUGGACCAGGUAUAACUUUAUAACAAAAAAAAGCAUUGAAAUACAAAUGUUUUAGCUAGGAUCAGAGCCAGGUCUAGAUAUCAGGAGAGCAAGCAGCUGUACAUUUGUAUAGCUGGAUUUCUAUUUAAACAAAAUAAGGAAACGGUUUAAAUGUCGGGAUUGAUUUUAAUUAUAUAUGUUAAGUUUAAAAUAUUUUAUUUUAUUUUUUUUCCAAAGGGAAGGAAAUAACUUCUUUUUAGUAAGACAAAAAAUUGCUAUUAUGGUGGCUAGAUUUUGUGUCUGUUAAUGACUUUGAUUUUGAAAGAAUUAGCCAGGCACUAUUCCAGAAUAUAAAUUAUUUUUUUCAAUUCCAGAAUAUAAAUUAUUUUUUUCAAUUCCAGAAUAUAAAUUAUUUUUUUCAAUCCGUUGUUGAAAUCAAAUUAAAAAUGCUUGUUGGGAAUAAUCUCCAGGUCUUGAAGGGGGCCUCACUGAACAGCCCGCAGUGUUCACAGUUGACAUGAAAGGAGCAGGCAAGGGUGGACUUGGUCUGGGUAUUGAGGGACCAGUGGAGACCCCAAUGCAGUGCCAGGAUAAUCAUGAUGGAACAUGCCAGGUCGUCUACCAGCCCACCAAGGCUGGGCCUUAUGAGAUUUCUGUUAAGUUCAAUGAGAAGCAUGUCCCAGGUAGGUGAAAAGAAUUGUUUAAAAAAAAAAAAAAAUUUCAUUGACAUAUUUUAUUUUGAAAGUGAAGUGAAUUUAAGAAUCAAGUGGUUGCUUAAACCUUGUAAGGAAAUUAUAAAAAGAAAUCUCAUGACAUCUUUCAUUCAUUGUAGGGUCUUAUAGCAAACUUAAAUAAACAGUUAUUUUUUAACAUUUUAUUAGUUUCUUUCAAUAUCAUAAGAAUUUUCAUUUUUUCCCUGGUUGUAUAUUAUAUUUUAAUAAAAUGCAAUUUUUAAGUAGUAACUAUGGUGAUAGGUUGCAGAAAUCAAUGUUAAUCUUCAAUUUUGUUAGCAGUUGGUCAAUAAAAGACCAUUGACAACAGCUAGCGUCAUCAGGCAGCCCAUGAUAACAUGAAAUUCCUAUAAUUAGUCUGAAAAGUAUAUAUAGCCUUAAUAACAAUGAUUUUCCAUGACCUUCAUCAGGCAGCCCAUUCCGUGUGGACAUCAAGAACCCAGUGAACCCAGCAAAGGUCAAAGUCUAUGGUCCAGGUCUUGACAGCGCUUACGUCAAGGCAGGUGCCCCAGCCAUUUUCACUGUUGAUACAACAGAAGCAGGACAGGCACCUCUUGAGGUCACCUACACUGAUAAGACAGGUGAUAAUUUAUUUUACUAUCAAACAUUUAGUGAGGCCUCAAGAAGUCAAAAGAAAAAUUAAUACAGAUUUUUUUUUUAAAAUGUAAGCCGAUUACAUUUGCGAAAAGGUUAUAUAUAUUGGUGUCAAAUUUGCAUAAUUUUGAAUAUAUUUGGUAAAUACUAACACAAAAGUGCAGAAAACGAAUAUAUUACAAAAAAUAAAACAUAUAACUCUCCUCUGUCAUGUACAGUUGGAAUAUCAUUAUUUAACCUAGGUGGUUCUUUUGCUUUUUUCUUUUUUUUGUGAGGGUGUGGUGUGGUGGUGGUUUGGGGGGGGGGGGGGAGGGGGAAAAUUCUUGAUUUGAAAUAUUUUUUAAAUUUUUUUUUUUUUUUUUUUUUUUUUUGGGGGGGGUGGGGUGGGGGGGGUUGGGGGGGGGGGGGGACGGGGAAAAAUCCUGACUUGAAAUAAUUUUUAAAAGACAAUGAAUUUCAAUGAUCACAAAGGACACUUUUAAAUUUAUUUUUAAAAAUUGUAAUUUUGUUAUUUUUUGAAUUAUACUUUUUAAAAACAUAUUUUCAACAGAAUAUACAAAUUAGACCAUGCCAGUUCAUUGAUUUUCAUUACAUUUAAACAAAAGAAUUGAAGUGAACUUUUAUAGACCUUUUUAUUUUAAUUGAAUCUUAGCAAUCUAAAUCAUUUGUUUCAGGUGUGAAGAGGCAAGCUGAAAUUGUUCCAGUGGAUGAUGGUAUAUACCAGGUUACAUAUGUCCCAACUGCUGAGGGACCAUGCCAAGUGGAUGUCAAGUAUGCUAACCAGCAUGUACCUGAGAGCCCAUUCCGUGUCAAUGCCCAGCCUGGUGUUGAUGCCAGCAAGGUCAAGGUUACAGGCCCAGGAGUCAGUGGCACUACACCUGCUAGUUUGCCUGCUGCCUUCCAAGUGGACACACGUGCUGCUGGCGAUGCUAAUCUUGAAGUGUUUGUUAAGGUGGGUCAUAUUUAUCUUAUUUUGUAUCCAUUUAUCUUUUAUUUUUUCUAUAACAUAUGUUAUAAAAACAAUUUUAAAGAUAAAAUGGAUUUUAAGGAUAAAAACGGUUUUUGAGAAAAUAACAGAAUUUUCUGAUUUUUGGGAUUUAACCCAAGAUAUUUGUUUUAUUACCUCAGCACUCAUACCAAUAAAGUUAGCUGGCUAUAGUCAAGUGUAAUUCAUUUAUCAAAAAUCACAAUAAACACACCAUAAUCAAACCAUAGUAUUAUAAUAUCAUGUCCUAUUAUUGUUCAUGUGUGUAGAGCAUAAAAUAAUGAGUACACUACAAUCCAGAUCUAGCAUAUAAAAACCUAAUGUCUCUUCUGAUAGCGCCCUGAUGACACAUUCAUCCGACCCUUCAUCCAAGACAACAAGGAUGGAACUUUUGAUGUAGUGUACACUCCUGAAGACUUGGGUGUAUAUGAUGUCACAGUACAGUACGGAGGUCAGAACGUUCCCGGCUCACCUUUCAAUGUCAAGGCUACACCCACCGGAGAUGCCAGCAAGUGCAGGAUUACAGGUAAAUGAACAGACAGUUUUAUGAGACUAUUGAAAAAAAUAAUGUUGUCCAGUUAGUAUUAUGAUUUUCAUAGACAUACAACAAGAUCUUUUAUUUGCAUUAAAUUUGGUAUUGUGAUUUACUAUCCUUUGUUUUUAAUUUUCAGACAACAUUCUAAUUUCCUUGUUAUGACUACUGUAGAGUAUUUUAAACACAAGAUAACUUUCCCCAUGAUUUCCAUGAUCAUUUAUCAGCUUAAACUAAGAAUCACUAUAAGGCUUUUGCACUAAAUUCACAAGAAAAUUUAUUUUUAAAAUUAUAUUAAUUAUUUCUGAAGUUGAAAAAAAAAAUCUUCCUCCUUCAGAUGGUAACGACAAGACGGUCCCAGUUGGUAAGGAGACCAUCAUUACCGUCGAUGCCUCUCAGGCUGGUGUCGGCAAAGUCACGUGCCGCAUUCGAUCCCCAACCGGCAGUGACAUUGAUAUUGACAUCAUUGACCAGGGCGAUGGCACCUUCUCGAUCUCCUUCACCCCGCAGUUCCCAGGCCCCUACACCAUUGAGAUCAAGUUUGGUGGGGAGCUUGUGCCCAAUGGAAGCUACACAGUUCAGGUAUGUGUUUGACCUGUGGUCAGUGUGGCUAAAAUCAUCUCUGUCACAUUUGUGGUUGUUGUGUGCAGUUCCCCCAGGAUUGUUGUGAUACUGUCAUCUUUUUCUUGCUCCUUACCAUGACAUCAUAUCCUUUCUGGCAGAGACAUGUCAGCUGUAGUAAAUGUAGGAGCAAACCAAUGAAAAAUAUAUCAAAAUAGUUAUACCUCGCCAAACAUUGGUAACAGUUAUGCUUGAACUUCCCUUCUACUAAAGUUACCUGACAAAACAUGAACUCAAGAACAGCACAUUUAAGAAUCCCAAUUUUCGCUACACCCCUUCCCCCCAUGAUACAUCACUGCUCACUUUUUAUUUCAUGGCCAUGAACAAUAUUAAUAUUCUGAUGUCUCACCCACUUUUAAACUGAAUAUUUAUUACACCACACUUAAAUUGCGACUAUUUCAUUUUCCGAAACGAAAAGAAAAUAUUACACACCAAACACAGUUACGUUAUUUUUAAAAAAUCAUUUAGAUAGUUAUCAGGAAUUAUACUGUGCGUGUUAUUGAACUCAUUGCUGAACCAUACUUUCUUUCAAACAUAUUAUUUGUAAUAUAAUCUCAAUACCAAAUACACUGAAUAGGAAUCAGCCAGCUUGGUAGGAAGCUGCUGGAAAUGGAAGCAGUCUACCAGAAGCAUAAUAUAUAUUUAAAGAUUAUGAUUGAAACAAACAUGCCAACAUACAUUUUUCUAUGACAGCAGUUUUCAACUAGUUUCACUGGUGUAUCCCAAGAAUUUGAUAUAAUGAAGAAAAAUAUCUGUUUUUUUUAGGUUUGACACAGGACAAAUAAUUUGCCAAUAUCAAAUAAUAAAUUAACAAUUUAAUAAAAAUAUGACAGUUAUCAGAAUUUAAAAAAUGUCCAAAACUAUUACUGUUAUGGCAUUUUUCCAUAUGCAGCAGAAAAUUGACAUAAAGUAGAUACUUAAAAUAAAUGUUUACCAAAUAAAACUUCAACAGAUAUCCUAAUAGCUAAACAAAACAAAUAAGGUGACAUGAUUUCUUUACAAGAAGAGGAUAUGAUGUAUUGGUAUGGGAAAAUUUCACAUCCUACUUGACCAUUCUGCCACUGAAGUAACAUUUCUACCUAAAUACUCACAUAACAAUUCCUUCACUUUCCUUCUUCAAUAUGACAUAAUUCACUGACAUCUGUCUCUCUAUACUUAAAUCAGUUUUUUUUGGUUAAUAUAUUGGUAAGCAUAUGUGUUUAUACAGUCUAACUCAGAGGUCCUCAAUUUUUUUAUUUAAAUUAAAAAAAAUUAAAAGUGCCCCAAUUAGGGGACAAACUGACAUGAUUUCAGAAAUCUCUAUGUUACAAGGACAUUCUCUAUAAGAAAUUUUGAGUUAUUUCUCUAUUAUCCAUGGUGUCUCCUUGAAUGACUACAAGCUUGGGGACUCCUGGUUAAACCCCAUUAUUUCGAAAAGAUCCACUAAUUCAAACACUGAUCCAUAAAAUUUGUUCUCUCUCUCUGGCACUGUCUAUAUCUGUUGGCACCAUGCAUGCACUGCAGUUAACUCUAUUCACAUUAAUGGCUAACAAUAAGAAUAUUACAUCUUUACAAAAAUUAUUGAUAUACACAAAAAUGUUCUUAUGAAAAGCUAGUACAUUAAUGAUAAAAUUAAGCCCUAAAUUUAGUUACAAUACACUAACUGCUAUAAUACUAGACUGCAAAGUGAGGUGAAAUUUUAUAUCUGCCCUUGAGUUGGGAGCAAAAGACUGGUAGCAUUGGUGUCAUUUUUUAAAACGUUUUUUCAUACAAACUUAAUUUUUUUUGGAUCAAAUGGUCUAAAAAAAUUAACAAAUAAAUAAACAAACAAAAUUUAAUGUAAGUUAAUUUUCAAUAUUGACACAAUCUAAAAUGAGCAGUCAAAUAGCAGAUGUAUUAUAUAUAAACUCUAUUCCAACAUCCACACAUGUAUGAUGAACCCCUUUUAAAAUAAUGUAUUGAUGACAGAAUCUGAUGGCUUGAUAGGCUCUAUUAGGUCAUACAUACCAUGCAGAUUAUCUCCAUGUUGUUAUAGUCACUUCUUACUUGAGCCUUGAGAAGGAAUUCACCCAGUUUUUGAAGUCUGCUGGAGAUGAUGUGGAAAAGUGUGGUUGUAGAGUGAACAAAUGGGUGUUGGCUGUAUCUUGAGGAGGUUGUUCUUACCUGGCUUUAGUUUGGCUAGUUGGCUGGUUAUCAUUACAUGUUCUUGGAGAUCGGGGUUUGUUGCUUUUGGCAUCUAUAGGUUGACUUUGCGCGAUAUUUCAGUAAUGUAUGGUACAUACUUGUGAGUGUUUUCAUUUGUUAAUGUUAUAAAUGGCCUAGCUGAGUUAGUGCCGCCCGGGGCUGGUCUAGAUUUUUUACGCCUCCCCUAUGAACAAAACUCUGAAGUUGGCAGAAAAUGCCGCCCUUCUAUAUAUAGAAAUAAGUGCAGCCUUGGCCGGACGGCCCGCUUCGCCCACCCUUUCUAUGUCAGUGGUUAUAAUAUAUGUCUGUUUCUGGUAAUUAUGUAAUUCCUUAGUGCUGCUGAAACUGCUUAAAACAGAUUUUAAAAUCUUUUUUAAAAAAACAAGUAUUUUGAACUCCUGGCUGCUUUUGCUGUAUUUGCGUCACUGUUCUACUAUAUUCAAUUUAUAGAAUCACUGAGUUUGGGUGCAUAGAGGAGACGCCAACAUUUAAAAUUACACUGAGCAUAUCAUAGGAAAUAUUUAUUAACCAAACAACAACAUUCUGCCUCUGCAAGCCACCUUCUGCCUAUCGAAAAGCCUCUGUAAUAUCGUGUCACUAAAUUCUUGGAUCGGUAAAAAUCUAUUUUCAAUAAAUCCUCAAAAUGUUAUACCAAUAGGCCUCUUGCUGGUUUAUGAAAUAUUAUUUGAGAAUUCGUGCCUCAGCUUGUUAAAAAAAAAUGUGUCUACGUCCCCACCUGCCCACCUGUAGAAACAAGUAACUCUCAGAGGCAAGCAGCAGGUGCUGAUGGGUUGUGAUUUCAGAUUAGACAACCCAUAAGACAGGACUUUUGCCAAUUUUAGAUUGGAGGGGUUGGCUACCCAGACAUCACUUAUUCUUAUCUUACCUCACAAAUAUUUUAUUGCCCCAUAAUGUCUGACAGCCCUGCAUCCUAACCAGUGAUGGGGUAGAAGAGUAUUUGUACAUUUUCCACAGCAAUUUAUUCAGUUACAAAUUCGUUAUGAGUGGCCAGUGUUCCAAGAAAAUCGAGAUCAAACAACGUCAGUUGUCGAAGAUAUUAAGACUUCCGUAGUAUGAAUGAUCCGUGUAAACCUGUAAGAAGUCACUUUGAAAGAAGAGAGCCCACCUUUUAAUGUAUUGCAUUUUCCAAACAAAAAAAAAAAGUUUCACUGCAUCUUACAAAAGUUAAAUCCGUUAACUGACAUGAACAGCGUUUCCGGGGCGGGCACAGACACACACGCGUGUUUGUCAUAGGAUAAUCUUACCAUAUUUGAAAUUGACAAUCGGGUUAUUUUGCCUCUCCCCCCCCCCCCCUACCUUUUGUCCAAGGAAGUUGUUUUUGUUUUCUUAAUACUUAAUUAGGUAUAUAUAGUUGGCGGUCCACCGCUUACUUCUUUUGUUAUAAGUUCGAAACAAACCUGUUUGUUGCAAACCAAGAAUCGGUGAAGAUUUUCCGCGCAAUGUGAUAAAAUAUUCUGUGGAGAUAAUAAUGUUAUAGAUUAUUCUUCUACUGCAACCGUGAGCGGAACAUGAAAUUUUGAAUUGAUGGCAUCUAGUGAAAGAUACUAAUCAGAAACAAAGAUUAUUAUUCACCACAAAUAUUGAAGUAAUGGCGCUAAUUCAUGAUUUCAUACCCGAAGCAGUUAGUAAUUUUGUAAAAAUCAUAUAAAUGAGAGCUUUGCGAAGGAAGUAAAACGAAAAUAUACAAAUCUAGCUGAAGUGCCAAGAAUGUUCUCUAACGUCAUAGCCGUUCCCUCUCCAUUGCUAAACGAAACACGGGUUCUUUUAAAAUAUACGAACGUUGCUCAGAAGAUAACCGCAAUACAUGUGUGAUAUAGCGGGUGCCCAGGUUGAGAUAAUCACAAGGAAGCCAAAACAAGCUCGUGGGGACAGCUCGUCAUUUAUUUCAAAAGUUCUCAAGGCAAACUCCGAAACGGAAAUUGUAAAAUAAUCUAUUUUUUAGAGUAAGCCGAGUUUGAAAUGUACCGUAGUUUGUAAUUUUCCUCGACCUAAAAUACAUUUUGGAUAAUCUCUAUAGAUUAUCAUUUACUCUAUAGAUUACCAUUCGCUUGAUUAGUCUAUAAGAAAAUGAAAAAAAAAAUUAAAAAGAGUUAACUAAUAAAUCUUUUAACGUAAACAUGGGGAUGAUAUGGAUUAAUUAUUCGCUAUUUAAAUUGUUAUUCUAUAUCUGCGUUGAGACGAUUUAUUUUAACUUUACGAAUGUUAUUAUUAAUGAAUAAUUUAUUGAUGGUACGGGGCCAAUAUUUGAUGUUCCUUGCUGUAUUCGAAGUGGGUUAUUCAUAGAUAAGAAUAGAUUGUCGAAUAGAAUAUGAAAUACCGCCAGCCCCGCCCUGUCGUUUUGGAUGAACAUGUGACGAUAUAGGACGACAUGUAAGCAUUAAAAGGCGUUUAAUCUAGCGAUGAUUAUCUAGAUGACUUGAGCCACAUUACUGUGUUUCCUUAUUCUCUUUUGAUGGCUUUUUUUAUGGGGUCCACUAACCUUGGCCAUGGUUGUCAGGGAAAGAGUUGCUUUGAACAUGAGGCAGUAGCGAUGGGGUUUAUCAUGGACCAGUCUAAGUGGCGGAGAGCUGGUGCCGGGCAUACUCCUAGUUUGGUGCUGCUGUAAGUUAUGACCUAGCGUUACUGAUGUGACCCUUCAAAAGAUUAUUUCUAAGGUGUUUGCUAAUGAGCUGGUCCUUUAUGAAUCUAUAGAGAUAUGGUAUUCGAACGACUGUCGCUUGGGAUAAUAAUAUCGCGAAAUGUUACUACGAGUAAAAAAUAUCCCGGUAAAAUACAGCCGGAAAAAAACAACAAUUUUCCCGCUUUUCUGGACAAAAUAAAAAUAGACUAGCCUUCAAUCUUGUUCAAAGAUAUAACCGUCAUUAAUAUUGUAUAAUAUUACAUUGCCGUGGGACUUUAAAUUAACAUCUUGAUCAUGAUUCACUUGUGUGAAAUAAUAUCUUUCCAACAGGGCACCUAGCCGCCUCCAUUAAAUAUUCAGUACCUCCGAAAGCUACACUAUUUUAUAAAAUAUUUGAGCUAGCAUCUAGCUGCGGACACCUCAGUUAUAUCUUAUCUCAGCUAGUAUUAGUUGGUUUAUCUACAACCCCAGCCCCACUCUACCCCCACCCCCAAUUUUUCUACCUUCAACUUGCUUCCAGGAUUGAGCCCUCUCUCUUAACUGGAAGGCUGCCUCCAGAAUUACUUCAUUUUCUGUGAAGAUACGGUUACUGGCGAUUGAGUCCGUGUGUGCUGUUUUUAUAUCUCCAAUUGGUCAUUCAUUGCCUUUAAGGUCACCGGUUUGUGUUAAUAAACAAUUGUGUGACUGGGGAGGAAUCACUAUUAUUAGAAUAAUCAUUUUCUGCCAGUUGAUUCUUACUUGCUAUUUUCUCAUUUCCUUGGAUGCCGUAUUUCGUUUGAUAUUUCGUCUGCAGAAUGUUUUAUUGUGUUAUUUGAAAGAGAAAUAAAAGCUAAACAUUAUGGCAUGGUGUGGUACAAUUAAUAAUAAUAAUAAUAAUAAUAAUAAGUGGUCUUAUAUAGCGCGGUACCCCGGCCUAGGGCUGGGCUCACCGCGCUGUACAUAUAUAGCAAAAUUAGCAAACGCUUUUAAUUUUAAAAUGCAAUUGUUUUUAGAAUUAGGUUCACGACUUGAAAAAAGAAAGAAGAAAAUGGUACUAAAACACUUGCCACCGAAGAUUUGUUAGGAUGAAAUUAUUCCGACUAAUUAAUAUCACGCUUUGAGUGAAACAUUGUGUAUCAAACUAUUGUUUUUAUGGAGUAUGAAAUUGACCGUUGUUUAUCAAAAUUAAUAUUGGUGUUGGUGUAUUUAAACAAUGAGUAUUGUCAACAAGGGAAAAAAAAGAAAGCAUGAUGUGAAACAGAAAAAUACCGAGAUGCGUGCUGACGUGUAAAAUUAAGCCGAUUCUGUCGUUGGGAUAGGGGAGUGUAAUCUUAACUGGACUGUUUCUAUCGGUUUGUCACUGAAGGAUUUCAGGCUUAUCUCCCUUGGAAAUGUCUAAACUAUUUUUUUUUUCCUCUCUUGACGUUGACAUUUUAAAUAGUUUAUUGAGAUUUAAAAAUAACGCUCACCUGAAAUCCCUUCUUUAAACAUAGUUAAUUGUUAAACAGCUUUACUUGGGUCCAUCCAGAAAAUUGUUGGUAGACCGCAUAAUGAAUAAAUCACAAUGUCACACUUGGGCCUAGUCACACAAUUAUAAAAGAUAACUCACAUCAAAAUCCGACAAUAUUUUUCAUGACAAUUUCUUUACUUGCAGUUACUCUUUUCUCUCAAUAUUAAACAUUAUAUAACAAAAUAUAUAUAUAUAAAAAUAACUCAACAUUAUGUCAACAUCCUCAUUUCACCCCUCACUUUAUUGUAAAAUCAUUAUGUAUUUUGAUAAUUUUCUAAUUCACUCUUGUUAUAAAAAUGUUUCCUAAAUUUAAAAAAAAAUAUGUUUUGUGGGUAAAUGAAAUUCCUUUUUUUAAUCACAUCUUUUGGAAGGAAACCUGCAUGAUUGAGAAGAUCUGUAACACAAAACGAAAGUUACUUAGUAAAAAUCUAAUGAGGAAAGUGACCACACUAUUUCAAUGUAAGCACUGUGACUGCCUUGGUGAAAACCCCUCUUCCUUUGUCCAUUUCACUCUCACCUCUUGAUCGCAUGAUUUGCAUGUUUUGAUGAGCUGUUCCCCUUUGUGUCUUUUAUUAGGCAGUACUGGAGGAAGAAUACGAAGCUUACCUGGCCACUAAGGUGAGUUUUCUUACCACUAAGUUUUUUAAACAGUCAGUUUUAUUUACAUAAAUAGAUACGGAUUCCUUUUCAUAAAUAAUUGUUUUAUUUUUCUUUCUUUUUUUAAAAACAUUUUUUGUUAACAUUUUUGAUUGCUCAAAUCUAUGAACAAAUUGGAAUCCGAUCUAAUUUUGUGUAUAAUACUUUUUUAAAAUACUUAUUGUACUGUAUUUUUUUAUUCUUCAAAAUUAUUUCACGUUUUAAAUUCUGUUUAAUUCAGUAGGCAUCACCUUUUGGUUGGUUAUCCAUGCGCAUUUUGUAAAUUUUCAAUGUGAUCAAAGCAGCAAUAUAAUAAUAAUAUAGAAUGAAGUGACCUUCAUAUAUGAAAGUGAUAAAUAUUAUUUAUUUUACUAAUAUCAUUAUGUAGCUAUGGUUUAGUGCUUAGAGAUAUUAUAUCAAUGCAUGUUUCCAGUUUUGAAAACAAUAUUUUGCUUAGCUAAUAAUAUUUAUUAAUUCAUUUGAUCUGAAAUUGGAUCUAAUAUGAACUGUCAAAAAAUGAAAAAAUGAAAAUGUAAUAAAGUUAAAGACUUUCCUGCAUAAUUUCUUUCAUUAACCAUGUCUAAUCCAUUUAAUUUUAAGUUCUACUAAAUGUAGCGUUGACUGAAAAAUUAUGUUAUGCUUUCAUUAGGUGGGUGAGGAGUUCCUUAGUGCUGACAGAGUUGAUGCUGUUCAUACAGUAGCUCCUGGCUCAGGCUUAUUCCAACCUGUGGACUUCACAAUACCUGUUGGCCCCAUCUUCAAUUUUGUCUCAGGUAAGAAAAUUAUUUAACACCUUUGCUGACAUAGUUGUUAAGUUAGCAGUUCCCCUGGAAAGCCUUAUGACUAAUAAUUUUAGGGAUUAUAAAGAACACAUUUCAUGUUGAACUAUGUUUUAGCCAUUUUGUUGAACUAUGUUUUAGCCAUUUUGUUGAACUAUGUUUUAGCCAUUUUGUUGAACUAACAAAAUCGGUAAAACAACUUGAUACAAAAUCGGUAAAACAACUUCUAUGUUUUAGCCAUUUUGUUGAACUAUGUUUUAGCCAUUUUGUUGAACUAUGUUUUAGCCAUUUUGUUGAACUAUGUUUUAAGCCAUUUUGUUGAACUAUGUUUUAGCCAUUUUGUUGAACUAUGUUUUAGCCAUUUUGUUGAACUAUGUUUUAGCCAUUUUGUUGAACUAUGUUUUAAGCCAUUUUGUUGAACUAUGUUUUAGCCAUUUUGUUGAACUAUGUUUUAGCCAUUUUGUUGAACUAUGUUUUAGCCAUUUUGUUGAACUAUGUUUUAGCCAUUUUGUUGAACUAUGUUUUAGCCAUUUUUGUGGUAUGUUUUUUAAAAAAAUAUUUCAAUUUCAAACCUGACAACCCAGGGAGGGGUUAUUGAAAUUGUUUGGACCAUCAGUAAAAAUAUGGCAUUUGGCAAGACUAUAAUUAUAAGAUAAUAAUUAUAUCUUAUAUGGGUUGUUGUAAUUUUAAAAUUAUUAAUUUAUUAUUUCAAUCAAAUGAUUGUAGGUGUAAUGUUUAAUAUUGUUAACUGCAUUGUCAUUGCUUUAUGUUUAUUCCUAUAUCUGAUAUCCCCCAGCCACUGUGGUAAUGCCGUCUGGAAAGCGUGCCUAUCCCAACAUUGAGGAUAACAAGGAUGGCACGGUGACUGUAAGAUACCAGCCCACUGAGACAGGGCUUCACCAGUUGCACAUGCAAUACAACAAUGAGGAGAUUGAAGGUGACAACAUUUUAGUUUACUUAUAAACAAGCUGUUUUAAAGGAUUUUUACUUACUACACAUUUUUCUUUAUGUUGUAACACUAUGUUUGAUAAAACACCCAGCUAAUAUAACAUAAUGUGUUUUCUAUGAUCUCCAGGAAGUCCAUUCUUGUUCCAUGUUGAAGCUAUUGACUCUGGCUAUGUGACAGCCUAUGGCCCAGGUCUUAGCCAUGGUGUGGUACAUGAACAAGCUGUGUUCACAAUCAACACCAAGAAUGCUGGAGCUGGUGGGUAUCCCCUCCUUAGACAUAAACUAUUUAUUUAAUUUUACCAACAUUGCAACUUUGUUCAUAGUUCCAAGCACUCUAAUCAUGUCCAUAUUAAUUUUUAGUUCAUUUAUAAUGACAGAUCAAUAAUUUUGUUAAAAUUAUGACAAAACCAACAUAGUUAAUAAAAUUACUUUUUUUUUUUUUUUUUUUUUUAUAAAACAGGUGGCUUGUCCCUUGCCAUAGAAGGCCCCUCAAAGACAGAGAUCCAGUGCAAGGACAAUGAAGAUGGCACCUGCACAGUUUCCUAUCUGCCAACAGCACCAGGAGAGUAUCAGAUCACUGUCAAGUUUGCAGACAAGCACAUUGCUGGUUCACCCUUCACUGCUAAAGUUACUCGUAAGUUGACCUCUCAUUGCAUGCUUGGUCAUGUGAACUUGAACACAUUAACGGUUUUCCACCAUUUUAAUCAUAAAAAGUAUGUGGUUGUUAUUGAAAGAACAAAACACUAAUUUCAUUUGAUUUGUUGAAUCACUUACUAGAUUGAAUUAACCAAACAGUGAUUGGUGGUAGUAAACUCAUUGAAUAAUUCAGAAGUUCAACACCGUAUGAAAGUCAGUUCUUCUUGGUUCUAUUUUUGAAACUGUGUUACACUUUUCAGCUGGAGAGCCAAGACGAAAGAACCAGAUUUUGGUUGGAAGCAGUUCAGAAGUCUCCCUCAAGGUAACCGAGCAGGAUAUAGAGAGCCUGACCUCCACAAUCAUCUCACCAUCAGGUCGGGAGGAACCUUGCUUCCUUAAGAGACUGGCUAAUGGACACUUGGGUAGGUUGACAUCAAGCAAUAUCAUGUGCUGUACAUAGUUGCAGCUUAAACAUCAGCAUCAUGCAGUCUGUGUGUUAAUGGGAGAAAAUAUGAGUUUGUCAUCAUGCUUUUAUUGUUGUUAUUGAGUCAGGCUUGAAAAUAAAUGCUGUGCCCAUCAGUGGGGUAGAUCACAUAUGACAGAUGUUGGAAACUAGUUGUUUAUUGAUUUCAAAUAUAUUUGUUUCAGGUAUCACCUUCACACCUCGUGAGACUGGUGAACAUCUGGUGAAUGUGUUCCGUAAUGGACAGCACAUUGCCAACUCACCUUUCAAGAUAACGGUCGGAGAGAGCGAAAUCGGCAAUGCAAGCAAGGUCAAGGUUUACGGCAAAGGGUUGGAGCAGGGACUGGCCAAUGAAGUCAAUGAGUUCAUUGUUGAUACUCGUGAAGCUGGUGAGCAACUCAUGAUAAAAUAUUUUUACAUUUGUCUUUCCAAAUAUACCAUUUAUAAUAAUGAAUGCACCUUUUGUAUGGUGGUUGUUCAAUUACACAAAGUGAAAUAGAUGAACUCAACAUUUGACAUUGUCAUUAACAUUUGACUUGUCUUUUUUUUUCCACAUUAACUGAAUGUCGCAUUAUGGAAAUUAAAUGAAAAUUUCUUUUUUAAACAAAUAUGUUACCAGUACUAAAAAAAUGUUAAUAGUCAUGGAAUAAGUAUUCAGAACUUCAUAUACUUCUUUCUGUCAUUUUUUAAUAGAGGAAAAACAAAAAAAUAUUAACGUUAAUUACGUGAACAAAAUCUUAUUAACUUUAGAUCUAGAUUUCAGCUACAUCAAAGUUGAAACAGGCGUUUUAUUUCUAAUUUUCAUCGUUGAGUUUAAGAGACUUGUAUUAAUGAUAGUUUUUGUGUUCUGUUUCAGGCUACGGUGGUAUGUCUCUCUCCAUUGAGGGACCCAGCAAAGCUGACAUUGAAUGCCAUGACAAUGAAGAUGGUACAUGCCGUGUGACCUACAAACCCACUGAACCAGGAACCUACAUCAUCAACAUUAAGUUUGCUGACCAACAUGUUCCAGGUGAGCUCUUAACAUUUUUACCAAUGAUGAUAGCUAUUCCUGUUACUUUUUUGUCUAUUCAUUUUUGGUUUAAUCAAUAUCAUUUAAAAUAUAGUUGUUUUAAGAAAAUUUAAUGAAGAUUUCAUUAACUGCAUGGUUCUUUGUUAUUCACCUUGCUGUACAUGUCGACCUAAAUGUAGUGGAAAUAAGUAAACAGCAAAGUAUUAAGAAAAUAAAGAUUAUCUGCUUAAGAUCUAAAUGAAUCAACAUAACCAUCAUUGCUGUACCAAAAUUUUAGUUUUGUCUUACUUAUACAAAUUUGUUUUUUCUUCUACUCUGAUGUCAACCUUUAUGUCUCCAUCUUCCAUUGUCCUUGUAUGUAGUCUACAUUCUUGCCAAUCACACAUAUCUUUUAUGUAUCAAAUAAUCUCUACAUUGAUCAACUCUGUGUGCUUCCAGGCAGUCCAUUCACAGUGAAGAUUGGAGGGGAACCCUCUGCCAAAAUCACAGAGCGUAUCACACGUCACAAAGAGGCUGCUGACGUCACACAUGUGGGCAGCCAGUGUGAGCUUAGCUUGAAGAUUCCAGGUAAGAUAUUUAUCCCUGUCAAAUUUCUUGUUUAGAAGUAAUCAGUGUGAAAGCUAACUGAAUGGCUGAAGUGACAAUCUCAAAAUUGGAGAAUUGUACAAUUUUAAAUCCUAUUUUGGACAUCAAACACAGCAUGUGACUUGCUUGGAUUAGGUACUUAAAUCUGUUUACAAAAUCAGAGUUGCAUUGUGUUGUAUUUCAGUAAACCUUGUUGUUUGUGUUUUUGUGCAAGAUGUUUGUUACUUUUAACAAUAUUCUCACCAUGGAUCACUUCAUUCUUUCACGGUACCAGUAUGUGUGUAUGUUUGAUGGCAUUUUGCGUGUGUCUGCUGUUUGUAGUUUUGUCAUGAUAUAGUUAACAGAGUCACUGAGACUAAUAGUUAGGCUAAGAGGACUUACAAUUUCUUUCAUGGUUUGUACUAACACUAACCUUCUCCACAAGCUUGUCUGAUCUGAGAAAUGCAACAGUUUCAGAGUUAUUGAAUAAUUUGAAAGGAAGCUUCUCCUGGUUUGUUUUGGGUUGUAGGUGGUGUAAUCAUAAACAAAAAAACAGUUACAUUGUGCAUUUCAUUGUUUAAAUCAGUCUCUUCUCUCCCUACCAUAUUUUAUUCUCAACUUUACCCUGGUAGUAAUAAAAUGUUACCGUUAGUUCGUCAUCAUUUGUUGAUUAUUGCAACAACUGGUUGUUUGUGUGUAGGCACUGCUUGAUUCAAUUGUCUUAUCUCAGGUAUAUUGAGCUUGUCAAGAGGUUAAGAGAGGGAAGAAAUACUUUUUAUCUUAGUUUGUGCUUUAAAUAGAAAGCAAGUCUGGCAGUUUAUCAGGUAGCAAGCCAUGACAGGGAGCUGCAGAUAGGAAAUAUCAAUAUGGAUGCUUCUGCAGGCUCUGCUCUUUUUCUUUGGUUCACCUGUUUUAUCUAGGACAAAGUGCCAGUCUAUAAGAUUUAUAUUGCUAGCUAUUGCUGAGUUUGUUUUUAUUCUUUUGGAUUAUUUUUUUUCCCCAACAAGUUUUUCUCUGUCCUGAGCUUUGAAUAUCAGAGCCCGUUUUAGUUUCUUGACUUUUGUGCCAGUUGUUUGUUUCUAGUCCUAAAUGACUCUUUCCAGCAUCUAUUAUGAUACCUGGUACCAGGGUAUGGGUCAGCAAGUUGCAUUUAACUGUUCAGGCCUUCAUUCAUUUUUCUAUUUUAUUAUAUUAUAUCCAUUUGAAUUUUAAUUAAAGUUGGUAGUUAAUAUGAGGUGGGACCUCCAAAUAACAGGAUUACUUUAUUGUCCUUUGUCAGUAUGAGGUCUUGUGCAAGUGUUUAGGCAUAUUCUGACUUAAUCUUGUGUUUAAAGUGCAAAUACUAGUAAAAAAAAUUCAAUCAAAUAUAUUGAUUAACAAAACCAAAUUUGUUCACAUCCCGUGUUCGCAUGAAUUCUAUAUCUGUCUACAUAAAAGGUUGCUUUUUGAUAUUUCUAGCAAAUCUCAUGUCGUAAACAAAACAAAACAACUGGUAAAGCAUAUUUACUCAAAAAUAUUUGUGAAUGCUUCUUCCCAUUUACUGAGCAUGUUACUACAAUAUUCAUUAGUUGGCUGCAUAUUUGCUCAUUAUUAAGGAAUGCCUCGCUUUAAUAAAUGUUAAGAAGUUGACAUACCCAAUAAGAACUUGUUUUUAACUCCAAAAUGUAUUUUGAGCAUUCAGUUCACAUUUUGAUUUAAAAUUAAAGUAAAUAAGUUGCUUGGGUGUUUUCAUAUUUUUUAAAAUGUCCCUUAUUUUUAAAGUUCAUAGAUGAUAACAUUGUCUUACCUAGCCAAUAAUGUCAUCCAGAACUACUAGUUCUCAGGAAGCUAGUAAUAAGCUAUAACAGGUGCUUCUUUCCCUACACCUUUCUACAGGUGGCAACUUUCCAAAUUUAAAGGUAUUCAGAGCCAUACAGUGUUUUAAUUUGAGAGUGAAAAAAACCCAACCUGUUAUUUUUAGUGUAAAUGUAUCACUGAAUUUGCUUGAUUUAUAGUUUUCAUAACUGUAUAUAUCUAGAUUUGAGAUUUGAUGCAGUCUAUUUAAGUGAUAUGGAUCAAUGGGUGGCAAGGAUGUAAGUUAGAUAUCAAAAUUUUAAAAGUAGAUUAGAGGAAAUGGCUCAAAAACUAAAAAAAAAGAUAUGAUUUUUAAAAAAAAAUAUGAAAAAACAAAUAAAGUUCAAAUACACUAUUAUUGGAAUUCUGCUAAUAGUGUAUUUGAACUAGCAUGCACAACACAAAUGUAUGAAUCAGCUGAGGUUUCAAACAUUGUUCUCAUGGCCGAUACAUUUUCCUUUUGAUGUCUGGAUAGCAUAGGGACACCUGACUUUUUCCUAAUUAAAGCAUUCCAAAAAUAACCCCAGAAGAACCAGAUCACCAAAAUAACCCAAGAGCUGCCAGUUAUAAAAUUCUUUAUGAGCCCAGUUUUCCUGUAAGAAGUAUUGGUUUUUUUUUUUUUUUAAGGGAACACCUGAGUGUGCAGUGUAUCCAAGAUGUCUGAGGCAAUUUAACCCACUGAUUAGAUUACCCCCCCUCCCACCAACUCACACACAAAAACCACCUUCCUAAACCAGUUUGGUCCCCUAGAGGUAGCUCACACUCUGAGGUAGGCACAGGCCUAAAACUGAUUCCAUAUCUGUCUGAGUUGGGCAGGUAGAAAGUGUUGUUUUUUUUCUCAAAUCCAAUUUUGUGAACUGUGAGCAUUUUAUAAAUAACAUUUAAAUAGUGAAAUAUUUUAUUCAAGUGUGUUUUUCCAUGGUUGAGUGUUAAUUUGUAUUUAGUAAUAACUAAUUUGGUUGCAUAAUUUUUGUUUAAAUUGUCAAGAAAAAUAAAUAAAAAAUAUCAUUCAUUGUGUUCUGAUCAUUCUGCAUGAUAAUACAGGCUAUUUUUAAAUGUGGAGCAUAGGUAAUGGGAUUGGAAGGAGGCUUUGGUGCACCUAGUUACCAAAUCUUUGGUGUUAGCCAAGUAUCUGUUCUUUUAAUAGGACUAGGAGUCUUCUGUUUGAAGUGUUUGUGACAUGUGGCACCAGCUGACUCAGCACACAAUGAUCAAUUCUUUUGUUAAACUUAUCUCUUCCAGUUUAUUUUUGGAUAAUGCUUUUUUUAAUGUACGGACCGAUACCAGUAGUUAAAAAAAAUAUAUUUUUUUGUGUUAUGGAUCAAGUUCUCUGUGAUUUUGAUACAUUUAUUGGUUAAUAAAGAAAGUGAAUAAUUAUUACAUGGAGCUUUUGGAAUACAGUGGUUUGUAAUAUGAAACCAACUACUUUGUAAAACUGGCUUUCACAUAGUUUAGGUCUGCUGCACCAUAAAAAAAUAUUCUUAACCUAUUACAUCUUAUCUUAUGGCAAAUCUAGCUCACUUCAUUGCUGGUACCUGGAAUAUAGAAAAGUAAAUGUAAAAAAACAUUUUGACAUUUCUCUUGCCCAAAUCCAAAUUUUAAUAAUUAAAAAUAAAAUAUGACAUCUUUUCCAUGUAAAAGCUGAAAAUUUACAUGCAACUUCUGUAUAUAAUAAAUAUAUUGGUACAGAACCAGUGGAGUAUUCAAAUUCAAACCUUAGUAGCUAUAAUUUUUUUAAAUUGAAAUGACUUUUUCUUAUUCACGUGAUCAUGGGUCCACUGUUAGAAUAUUUUCAAUUAUGUGCACAGAGUUGUCUUGUUGUUUAAGUUUAGAUUUUGAAAAUCUGGAUCAGAGUUGAAACACCAAAAAAAAGAACAUUGGCUCUAUUUUAACUUUUUGUGAGGCUGUGCAAAGUGUACGAAAAUGUCAGUUACUUAUAGCACUCAUCCUAUAAUGACUACUCAUCCUAUAAUGACCAGUCAUCCAAUAAUGACCGGUCAUCCUUUAGUGACCACUCAUCCUAUAAUGACUCUGCUUAAAUCUCAGCCAUCGCCGGCUGUGGAAGUACCUAUAACUAUUAAAAAACCAGAGACUUACACAGGUUUGUAUUGCGAUAUGUUGCACUUUUUAUGUAGCAAUGUCUCAUUUUUCACUAUGUAUAUUACUUUGGAUUUUGGAAUAUUGUGAUAUUUAAAUUAAUUUGAUAUCGGUCUGUUGUAUGUUUAAAUAUGUUGUGUAUAUUUAUGAUUAUAUGUAGUGUAAAUAAUAAUUCUAAUAUUUAUAUAUGUUCAUUAGCUUAACUUUUCUAUUUACAAAAUUUUUUCUCUUCUUCACUUAAUACAUACUUAUCCUUAAAAACACUGGUCAACAAUUGACAUCCUUUACUUUUGAUGCAUUCAUUGUACCAAGAUCUAGACUUAUUUCCAUCAUACAGGUAUGUAGUAAUUAUAAAUUGAAUCAUGUAGCCUAAGUGUAUCAUUGUCUAAAUUUCUAUAUUAUUAUUAUUUAAUCCAACAGGCACCACACCAUUUGACAUGACAGCUUCGGUGAAGAGCCCAUCUGGUGUGACCGAGCUGUGUGAUGUCUUGAGCUUGGAUGACUCCCGCUACAGCAUUAAGUUUGUGCCAAAAGAGAUGGGUGUGCACACAGUCAGUGUUAAACACAAGGACAUGCAUAUUCCAGGUCAGUUGUGAUGAUUAGAUAUGUAAGAUGUCACUUAAAUGGGAAACCCAUGACAGCAUGGUCCGUUACAAGUCACAGAAAUAAUGUUAAAAAAUCUAUUAUACCAGGGUGUCCAACCUUUUAGCUUCCCUGGGCCACAUUGAAAGAAGACCAAUUGUUUUUGGGCCACACAUAAAAUAUAUUUUGAGAUUACCAUGGUUUCAUUUUCACUUAGAACGCUAUUAUAGUAUGAAACAAUAUAUAUAUAUAUAUAUAUAUGGGUUCUUUAGUGCCAUUUAAGACAGAACUAAAUCAAGAGAUUUAUAUGAACUAUAUGAGUUUACAGUGAAACCAACGCUAUUAUAGUAUUUAUAUAUAUAUAUGUACUAUAAUAGCGUUGGUUUCACUUAUAAUAAAUAAUAUCAUAAAACAAGGAAAUAAUUAAAUAUUAUUUAAGAAAAUGAGAAAAGUACUGGUGUUAGUAAAACUUUUACAUUAAUGAUAUACUGAAAUCUUGUUUUUAAUAAAAUAUUAGAAAUUAGUUGUAAUAAUUGAUUACUAAAAAAAAUUGCUGUCAUAGCCAUUAAUCGACGAAUCAAUGGUUUUAACAAAAUUUUGGAAUGGGUAAGAUCCAGUAACUUUUGUUAUUGAAUAAUAAUUUAAUUUUUCUAUUGUCAUUGAACAAUAAUAUAAUUUUAUUUUUAUUACAGGCAGUCCCUUUGAGUUCACAGUUGGCCCUAUUGCCGGAGGAGGUGCACACAAAGUACAUGCUUCUGGACCUGGUCUCGAGAGGGGAGAGGUGGAUGUUCCCAGUAAGUCAUACACUUUCACUUUUUUGUAACAAAAUAUGAAUUUCAUCUAGUUAUCAUCUUUUAUUUUGUUGAAACUUUAUUCUUUGCAUUUAAUUAUUUAAGGGUAGAAUAUAUAUAUAUAAUAAACUAACAAAAAGUAUUGUUUAAUAAAUUGGAUAAAAACUUUUUUAUAUUUUUUAAAAUAUUUAAUGUGAAUAUGUAAUGUUAUUACAUUAUCAAACAAACAUGGCUUUAUCAGUUUUCAAAAAGUCUUACCCCACGUUUAGCAUUUAAAAAAUAUUUAUGAGAUACAUUUAAUACACAUUUCUGCAGAAAAGUAAUACAUUAAAAAAAAAUUAAGAAAACCAUUUCAUGAGGUUCUCAUGUCUUUGUCAGAUGAGUUCAACAUCUACACAAGAGAAGCUGGUGCCGGAGGCUUGUCUAUUGCCGUUGAAGGACCAUCCAAAGCUGAGAUUGACUUCCAGGACAAGAAAGAUGGAUCAUGUCAAGUAUCUUACAGAGUUUCAGAGCCUGGUUAGUAGCACAAAUCAUUUUUUAGUGUACAAAAUACUUAUCAAUAACUGUUUAAUAUAUUCAUUUUUUUAUAUUAUUUAAUUACAUCAAUAUUCCAAUGGGAAACAAGACCAUAAAUGUCAUCAAUCAGCUGUAAAAUCUAAAAAAAAAGUUUACCAUGAAAUCUCUAAUUCUUAAUUAAAAAAAAGUAUAUGUUUAAUGCUAAUAGCAAAUUUAAAUUCUUUAACUAACAGAUAUCCAUGUUAAAAAACAUUAAUAUAUUUGUAUGCUCCCUGUUUUUCUGUUUUCAUUUAUUUGAUCAGGACUAUAAAUGGUUUUUGUUACUGUAAUUUCAGGAGAAUACUAUGUCUCGGUUAAGUUUAACGAUGAGCAUAUCCCAGACUCUCCUUUCCGUGUCAACAUUACUCCUUCCAUUGGUGAUGCCAGAAAAGUUGCUGUACAAUCUCUUCAAGAUAGAGGAUUACAGGUAAUUUGUCAAAAUAAAUCAAGUAGAGGAUUGAUAAAGCACAGUGGAUAACACCUACAUUCAUAGUAACAUUAAAAGAAGAAAACUAGAAAACAAUAAAUAAUUAUAAAAACUAGAAAACAAUAAAUAAAUAAAUAUAAUAUAACGUAGUGAAUAUUUAUGAGUUGGCUUCCAAUAUUAUCCAUCCAUUUGUAAAUGUUGCUGAAGUGGAAGUUAGUGAUAAGAAAAUGUUACAUUAAUGCAAAACUCCUUAUUAUAGGUGGGCAAACCUGCAGCCUUUGUGGUCAAUUUCAAUGGUGCCAAGGGCAGACUGACAGCCACUGUGGUGUCUCCAUCAGGUUCUGAAGAGGAGGCUCUUGUACAAGACCUUGAUGAUGGUAAGUAAAUCAUUGACAAGAAUGAGCUAUUAAAAUGUUUAUUUUAAAAGAUGAAAAGAAAUUUAUUUGUUUCAUUUAUACAUAAAAAUAUGGAAAAAUAAUGAGUAUCUCCAGCAGCUAUAGUUAAAAUUUAUUUUAGUUAUGAUAUAUAAAUUAAUUCUCCUCUUCUAUUUCUUCCUUAAAGCUAAAUUAUGUUGUAAUAGGAUGUUACACUGUUCUGGUUAAGAAAAAUUGUAGUUUGAAAUAAUAUUCUCUAAAAUUUGUAUAGUUAUAUAUGUAAUGUUUAUGUUUAUACACAUUCUCACACCUUUUACUUCAAUGAUGCUCACAGGCAGAUACGCAGUCAGAUUCAUCCCAAGAGAGAAUGGUGUCCACUUUGUCCAUGUUCUUUUUGACAACUACCACAUCCCUGAAUCUCCCUUCAAGAUCUGUGUGGGCAAGAUUGAUGCUGAUGCUGGCAAGGUCACAGCUUAUGGAGAUGGUCUUAAGACUGGCAGAACUGGUUAGUGGUGAAUAAGUAAACUGAUUAAUCUGAAAAAACAACCUGGGUUUUAGCUUCUUUUAUCUAUUUGUUAAAUAAAUUAAGCCAAUAUCAAUAGGUUUCUUUGCAAUCUUUGUUUUUUUAACAGUAAGGCCAAAACUUUCUAUUGGCUGAACCCUAAAUGAUUUGAAUGUUUAAAGACAAAAGCAAAAAGAGCUCCAUUUGAUUAUUAUAUAACCACAGCUGGGUGAGACUGUCUCAUGAAUGAUACUUUCCCUAUCAGCAUGUUAAUAAGACAAAUUUAACUCUGCCUUUUAUCACUUGUGUGGACUUAUGGCCAUACCUUCAUGUUUAAAUAUAUUUGAUGUUUUUGUUGACGACAGGCCAAGUAGCCAAGUUCAUCGUCAACACAGUCAAUGCAGGAUCGGGAUCCCUGGCCGUCACUGUGGAAGGCCCAUCUAAAGUUAAAUUGGAAUGUAGAGAGGUAAGUUGCAUCAAAUAAACCACACCAAAUACACUUACAACCUGAUAGUUUAUUUUUAAAGUGUCUAUAUCAUAAAUGUUACUACCCUAACUUUUGACUACUCUUUAUCAGUGCUCCCCAAAGUGGUGUCCAUGGACCAGUGCCGGACUGCGCAACAUAAAUAUUUAUGGUUUACAAAAAAUAGAGAAAUAAAAAUAAUAAUAAAUCUGAAAUUGGUCCCUGUGUACAUUUUUUAAUUUGUUUACCAAAAUUAAAAGUUGGGAAAACGCUGCUCUAUAUCUGACUUUGACAUUUAUUUCAGGGAUAAUGUCUACUCUCAAAAAACAGAGUCAGCUAAAUGACUUCUAAAUAAUUGUAUUUUUUAAUUACAAUAAUUUUACAAUGAUAUAAUUGAUAUCAUGUAUUAUUUCCUUAAACUCUUGUUCCUAAUCUAGUGACUUCUACUGCUCCACUCUCGCUGUUGUUCACAUAUUUAGUCCACUUUCUUUACUCAUGUAACAUUCACUAGGUAAUAGUAACAAUUCAUUCAUGCUUUAGUGGUCACAUGGAUAUUGUAUUGUUACAGAUGUCUGAAAUAAUUGUGUUAACUAUACUACAUUUUUAAAGGUUGAUGAGGGCUAUGAGUUCAGCUACAGUCCUACUGCACCUGGUGACUACUUGAUCUGUAUCAGAUAUGCAGGUGUCAACAUUGCAGGCAGUCCAUUCAAGGCCAAGAUUGAAGGUGAGAACAGACCUGUUUACUCUUAAGAUUUUGACAUACAAUGUACGAUUUUGAGAUGUCUUUUAUGAUUGUACACCAAAACCUGUCAGAACUACGAUUUUGAUAGACCGGGUUGAAAAUAUAUACAUUCCUGUAGUUUUUUUUCGAUUAAAAAGCAAAAUUAAUUCAUUCAAAGAUAGGCCUACAUUUUCAAUUGUUAGUUUUGAUUUGCAUUCUGCAUCCAGCGGUGAAUGCAUCGAGAAAUAGGAUUGGUUGAGGACCAUCUAUAAUUAUAAUAUAUUUGCCCUGAGAGGCUAAAGCAGUCGUGUUGAUUUAGAUUUUGUGCAUAAGGGUGGGUCUAAAUAUUUAAGUCUAUAACAUUAUCACUGCCACAUUUUCGUAAUGAAUGGGGGGGGGGGGGGGGGGUGUAUGUGUGUUAUUAAAAAAAUUCUAAAAUAUUCAUCCAAAAACUCUGAAAGUCCAAAAAUAGAAUAUUUAUAUCUCUAUUGCCGUAAAAUAUCAGCUGAUGUUUAGUAGGAAUUAUUGUUGUGAUGUUGCCAUAUAUUUUCACAAAUGAACUCGCUAGCUAUACUCAGAUAUUACUCACUAUUAGAGAUAUUACUAGACCACCGUAUGUUCAAUGUGCGUAUGUUCAAUGCAUGUGCCACUCAUAUUUGGUUGGGCUAUGCUAGUAAUUCUAAAUUUUUUUUUGCCCUGCGCCUUUGCCAAAUUUAGGUUUUCAACAGGCUCCCUGUGUGAAAUUCCAACAAAUACACUUUAAAAUAGCAAAUACAUAAACAGAAUAAAAUAAAGGGUUAGGUAAAUAUAAAUAUAAUAUUUAUGUAGGUCACUGAGCGCCAUCUAGUAGCUGCAAACAGUAGUUACUCCAGUGGGCUACUGUUUAAACCACAAACAAAAGUUGUCACAUUGGAUUAAACAAGGAAAUAAAAUUAUGAAAAUUGUGUAAUAUUUUGCAACGCUCCUGUAACCCAUGCAGAAAAAAAUCUUCAACUCCCCUAUCUCUGCGGACCAGUGAAAGGAUAAUUUAUUGUGCCCUUUGUCUUGGAGAUGUAAAUGGGAUUUUAUAGCUUAAUUUACUAUUAAGUUUCUUUCUAAAGACGAUUUUGGCGCCUGUUACUCUCCACCCCAUUCUCAUGGCCCUGCCCGAGGGCAAAUAGCACCCAGGGCGAUGUGGCGUAUAUUUUGGUAAACAAUGGUCUCGCCAGUGGUGAAAACCUGUGCCACAUUUUUUUUACUGUAACAUAACUAUAUAAAGAUUAUUAGAUUGUUUUGGUUGGGAGGGGGCAGUUUGAACCACAUUGAAUAGCACCUGUAACUUUAUUUUUACUAGUGACAGACUGUUACAAUGUGAUCUGCAUGUUCACCUAAAUAUUAAAUGCUAUCUAUAGCAUAUAAACGUCUGCAAAAAAAAGUAACUGCAGUUUGGAGUUAACAUCAGGCAUCUACUUUUUACCUUUAUUUCCCUUUUUUUACACCAGCUCUACUCAAUUCUACUAGACACGCUAUGCGAGUUUACAUUAUGAAUACUGUAUGUUGACUUAUUUACUAUUGAGAUACUGUUUUGUACAAUUUUGAGACAAUAUUGUACGAUUUCAGGAGUUUGAGAGUAAAAAAGUCUGUGAGAACCUUCAUAAACUUCAUUACUUUACAGUAUAAAAAUUAUUGUUGGAUUUAGACUUUAAUUAUGUGAUUAAAUGGAAAUUAUCAAUACGAUUAAGUCUCAGAAAUUGAGUAAAGCCUGUUUAUGUUCAAAAUGCAAUAUUAACCUAAAACUAGCGAUACCGGUAUAAAAAAUAUUUUAGUCUCGAUAAUUCAAAUGGAAAUUAAUGUAAAAACGUUUGUCGCAGUCAGACGAUAAGGAGGAAAAUUUUUAAAAGCAUAUUUUUUAUUAGUGCACUUUAAAUAAAUUCUAUCUAAUAUGUAGUAAAGUAUUUAACUAUAAAAUUCAUAUUUAGAAUAUAUAAACUGAUUUACCUUUGUAUGAUCCAGGCCAAGGUCAGCCAAGUGCAAUGCAAGAGCAUGCGUCGGUUGUAGUUGAAACUGUGACUAAGACAAGCACCACCACCAGAUUCAGUGGCAUUCAGAGAUUUAGCUCUGAUGCCAGCAAGGUCACCGCAAAGGGUCAAGGUCUCACCAAAGCUUUCCGUGGCAAAACUGCUGCCUUCACUGUUGAUGCAUCAGGAGCUGGUGAGUUUCAUUCUAUAUUAAUUAAAGAGUAAGAUUUAAUAUUUAAAGCACUUGUAUAUUAUAAGUUCCACUUAAGAUUUUUUUGGUUGCAUGAUUUUAUUUCCUUAAAAGACCUAAUUAUUUCUUUCAUCCAGUUUUUAUUGUCUUGAGGAAUACUUAAAAUCAGUGUGUAUAAACUCUAUAGUAUCAGCAGAAGGGCCCCUUGUAUUAGUUAUUAGUUUUAAAAGAAAUCUUAUUCUCUUAGGUCCAGUGGAAACUGCACAUUUUUAAAGGAUAAAAUGUAAUGGAGAAAUCUUUUUUAAAAACCAACUGUGAAAUACAGUCAUUAAAAUACAGUCAAAGAAAGUCAUUGGAACUAAGGGUUUUCAGACCUAAAUAUCUAAAGGACAAAACCUCACCAUAUAUCUAUUUAAAUAGCUAAUCCCUAAAACGAUUUUUUUUGUAAAGUGGAAAUAGGGGUAUUAAAUUAAACAUUACAAUCAUUUAAGAAAGAUGAAAUAAAUAAUUCAAAUCUAUAUUCUAUCCUCACCAGGAAACAACAUUAUGUAUAUUGGCAUGAUGGGACCUAAAGGCCCCUGUGAUGAGCUAAUUGUCAAACACCAGGGCAACCUGCAGUACUCAGUCCAGUACAUAGUCAAGGAAAGUGGUCGCUACAUGCUCAUCAUCAGAUGGGGAGACCAGGAGAUCCCUGGCAGUCCUUUUGCUGUUGAGGUGCAGUAGGCUCGACUAGGAAAGUUUUUAACAAUUUUUAACCAACAAAUUUUAGGAAUCAAAUUGAUUUUUAAGUUUCGGGGUCAAGUACUCUUGAAAUAUCUGUACAUUAACAAAGGACAUUAAUACUUGAAGUGAAUAUAUAAUUGCUGCGUGUUUCUGACUGAGAUUUAUUGCUGACAUCCUUGCUUGUCACUUGACUGUGUACACAAGAUGUAAGCAUCAUAAAUCUAGGUAAUUUUUAAAUUUUAGUUUGUGAGCCAUCAAUUUUAGAUACAAACUGCACACAGUGCAUUUUUGCAUUUAAGCACUACUUUGAAAUUUUUUUUUAAAGGUAGACAAGAUUUAUGAUUUAUUUCAUAUAUGCAUAGAUUUUUUUUUCUUUACUAAGACAAUUUAGAAUAAUUAAUGUAUGUAUGAUAAAUAUUUCCAUUUUUAAAAAAAAAAUUAUUAUAAUACUGAACCACGUCCGAUUCAAUGUUGAUCUGAAAAACUACACGUCCUCUUUAAAAGUGCCUAUGAACUACUGUAUUUAAAAAAGAAAAUUCCAGCUGUGUUGUAAAAUAAAAAGUAAAAAAUUUAUAACGGAGGUUCAGUUUAUAUUUGAAUACCGGUAUGCAAAAACAUUUUUUUACAAGAAAAGAUUGUUUUCUAAAGUAAUUUGGUUUUUAAGAAUUUUAAAACUAUAAGUAAUGUUAAUGGUUGUGAAUAUUUGUUUGGAAUGCAUAACCAUGGGCCUUACAUCAGGAAUCAUUGAAUACAGUAUCAAGAGAUAUGUGUAUGUUGAUGCAUUUUAAAGAAUGGGUGGUGUUUUAUUGAAAAUUUAGAAUAGUUUUUUUGUGUUAUUUUAAUGUGUCAAAUAUUCAUGUAAAUCAUCAUUUAUAAAAUGGGAAAGUUAGAAUCUUUUAACUAGUAAAAAUACAAUAUGCCAAUAGCGUCAUCAAAAAUUAUCUUUUCAAUAUACAAAACUUUACUUACUAAAAAAUUUCUUAGUAGUAGAAAUUAGAAUUCAUUUGUAAAUACUAGAUUUGAUAAAUAUAUAUUCAUAAUUUAUAAAAAAAAAAAUUCUUAUCAAUGAGAAAUUCUUUUAGCAAUAAAAAUGAGGUAUAAUUCUUCCAUAUUCAUUGACAAGAUUUUAUGUAUCAUAUUUGUGUGUGAUCUUUAGCACUGCUCUGUUCACUGUUAUGUUAUCUUUCUCCACCGUUCUAGAAGAAAACAUUAAUUGUAUGUUUUUUCAAAAGGUGCUAUUUACUGUAUUUAACCAUUUAAAAUAGGUUUCACUUGACAUGUGAUAAGUCCAAUAAUUAAAUGAACUAAAUUAAACUCGCAUUUAAUCGAGCAAGCUUAUACUUAUUGGUCAAUAUUAAAAUAUUUUUAUGAUUUAGCAUGGGAAUUAAUGAAAGUAUGAAAUAAUCUUAAAGUUUGCUUAGCUUUUAUUUUAUUUUAUUUACUGUAUGUGUUUCUAAGCAUAUACAUGUGCACACAGAAUAUAAUAUAUAUUUAUAACUUUUCUUUAAAAAUAUGAAUACAUAUAUAUUUAAGAAUUUUCAAAUCUGUUCAUCUUGUGUAUUGUCUAAUUAAAAAAUUGUGUACAUAAUACAUACUUAUAUAUAUAAUAUAUAUACUUUAGCUGUCUUAAUUGAUGGCCUAAAAAAAAAUCAUUGUUUUUCAUUUAAUGUGCUUGUGAUCAUAUAAAAUACUCCUUGCAAAUGCUUUUUGCUCUAGCAUUUAUAAUGCCUAUACUAUUUUCUCCAGUGUAUUUUUAUUGAUUAAAAAAAAUUUCAUCAAAUAAGUUUUUCUUCUUCAUUAUUUCAGAAAAUAGUAUUGCUUUCAAUGUUUGUCAUUUUAAUUUUGUUUCCAUAUUAAAAUUAGGCAGUACACUUUAAAAAAAAAAAAAAACAGUCCUUAACACUCUUUAUUUUUUAUUUAAACAAGUUUUUCUGUUUAUUUAUUAUAAUAAGAAAAUCAUUCAACAUUUAUAUGAAUUUUACUGACUUAUUUGUCAAUGCUUAUAUAGUAGAAGAUAUACCUAAAAUAAUUUUUUAAAACACUAAUAUUACACUUUAAGAUUCAGAUCAAUCAAAACUAUCAUUGAAUCAUUCUUUUUGUUGUUCAAUUGACUCUAAGGCUUGUAUGUAGGUUUGUAUGCAUGUGAAUAUACCUGUCUGUGCUGCAGGAAAUUCACAGUGUCAGACUAAUUUUUGACUGCUCAAUCUUACAUUGUGUGUGUUCAUCAUGGUUCUGUGUUGAGUUUUUUUUUAUAUACACAUUUAUUUUUAAGUUUAUUUUUGGAUGUGUGCGUCUGCUAGUCUGUUUAUUUUUGCUAAUAUGCAACUUAUUUUAUUUUACUGACAAUAGGCUCUUUUCAUUAAAUUUCUUUUUUGUAAAC